AUGCCAGCUUUAUCAACUGGAUCUGGAGGUGACACAGGUAGAUAAGCUCUGGGGCUGCUAAUUUUCUGCAGUUUGUUAGAUUUUACAUUAUGUGUAGAUAGGGAUAUAUUGUCCUGCUCCAUCUACAGCGGUACAUAAAAAAUCGUGUGUGACUUGUACAGGCAUCCCACCACUUGCAUGUUUGUGCAUGACUGCACAUUCACAGUGCUUUCCCACACGUCCUGCUUCCUGCUGGCCCCAGAGAUUCAGUUCUACUUGUGGAUAUUUUUGGAUACAGUAUUUUUGGUAUGGAUUAAAGAGAAAGCAGCAGAGAGGGUGUUUAAGGGAUGUUUAGAGGGUACUCCCCACUUUAUGCAAUUUUUCUUAUGCAUGCAGGGGCCCGUAAUGUAACUCCCACAUAAGUGGGGAGUUGCCUCUACUAUAAUAUAGUAGGGAAUGUACAUUCCAAUAAACAUGUUGAAGACAAAUGCAUGCUAAUGGACAACAUCCAUACUUGGAUGCUAUUUUAGAUGCGUAUCCAAGCCACGCCUGUAAUUCCCAAUCCAAGAAGUGAUAUGCACAGGCAGAAGCAAACUCCAACCUGUGGAUCUCUUUAUCGGGGUUUGUAUAUGCUUUUAGGGGACUAACAGAAGCUUUGUUGCAAAUUAAAGAACUAUGAAUUGUAUAACUAUAGUAAAGGGAAAUUGAUGUGUAAUAGUUUCAGAUAUCAAUAAUUGCAGCAGGUUUUAUAAUCAGGUUUUAUUGUAGUUUUUUUAACAACUGCAUUCGACCUCCUUCACAAGGAUAUCAAGAAUGUGUUUCAUUUAUGAUGUAUGCUGAAAUUUCUCUAUAAGGUAGCAAACGAAUGUACAUAUCCUUAGUUUUGAUUCUGCUAGCACAGUACAAUUUCUCUGUUUAAUUUUAGAAAAGCAAACUUUUAGACAAAACCUGAAGAAUUUGCUUGAUUCCUUGCUGUAUUACCACUCUGUGGCAAUUGAAACUGGAAUCUUUGCUUUAGCUUCCUGCAAAUGCUGUUAGUAAUUCAAAGUGUAGAGACUCCUAAAAUGAUAAGGACCUUCCUAAGGUCUUCUGAAGUGAGUGUUAUAAAUUGGAUUUGAGCCUAACAUUCUUAGACUGACUUCUUGAGAGCAGCUCAUGGCAAAAAAGAAAGAAAGAAAGAAAAAAGAAAUACUUCUCUUUCACAGCUGACCAAUAGAACAAAACUCCAGUUGCUAUUCUUUUGAGGUAACAUGAUACUAGGCAAGAAGAGCCUUGUUAAUUUGAAUGAAGAAGGGUUGGCUAUUCUUGAACUCCCUCACAAUGUUACUGUAAUAUUGCCAAGCUGCUGUUGGCAUACAAAUCUUGACCAUAUGCAAAAAACCAUGAUUUAAAAAACAAUGAACAGUAAUGUACUCAUUUUAAAAAUAUCACUAUUGUUCAUUUCUAAAGUAAUGACAGUUUUCAUGUUUGUAUUGUUGUAAUACCUUCUGUGGGUAGUAUUGUUAAAACUUGAUUAUACAAUCUUUACCGUUGCGCGUAGUAAUCAGCUUUUUUAAUUUACUUGGUUACUAAUUGUCCAUUAUGUGCAUAAACAUAUGUGAUAUUUUUACAUAUAUACAACCACUAAAAUGGCUAAGUGAGUGAACCUUUUUCAGGUACUUGAUACUGAUCUUUAAUUGCAUUGUACAGUAGCAAAUGUACAGUUUGGAGCCAGUGUGGUGUAGUGGUUAAGAGCGGUAGUCUCGUAAUCUGGGGAACCGGGUUUGCGUCUCCGCUCCUCCACAUGCAGCUGCUGGGUGACCUUGGGCUAGUCAUACUUCUCUGAAGUCUUUCAGCCUCACUCACCUCACAGAGUGUUUGAUGUGGAGGAAGAGAAAGGAGAAUGUUAGCAGCUUUGAGACUCCUUCUCAAAAAAGCGGGAUAUCAAAUCCAAACUCUAAAGCGGGAUAUCAAAUCCAAACUCUUCUUCUUCUUCUUCAGAUGUCAGGAUGCAGGUAUCUUUGUUCCUGAAUAUUUAGUUCCAUAUAACAAAAUGUUAUCCGAUCCUUUUACAGAACUGUGAAAUACAGUGGUGCCUCGCAAGACGAAAUUAAUUCGUUCCGCAAGUUUUUUCUUCUUGCGAGUUUUUCGUCUUGCGAUCCACGGUUUCCCAUAGGAAUGCAUUGAAAAUCAAUUAAUGCGUUCCUAGGGAAACCGACUUCAGACCAGGUCCGGGGACAGUCUGCCCCCGCCCCUCGUCUGAAGGCUGGGGGGGACAAGGGCUUUUCGUCCCACCCACCCCAGCAUUUUAACAACCCCGGGACCGCGGAGGGCUUCUCCGCUGUCCGGGGCGAUCUUAAAAUGCUGGCGGGCGGCAUUUUAAAAUUGCCCCGGGACAGCGGAGGACUUCUCCGCUGUCCGGGGCAAUUUAAAGCCCCUGGGAAGGCAGGCAGGGGGACAAAGACUUUGCCCCCGCCAGCCUUCAGAAGAGGUCCCUCUUCUGAUGGUUGGGGGGGGGGCGAAUUUCUUUGUCCCCCCCCACCUGCCUUCAAAAGCUGUCCAGCCAAGGCUUCGCGGACCUCUCCGCGAGCAGCGGCAGCGCUGCCGCUGCUUGCGGAGAGUUGCCGGCAUGCCGAAGCCUGCGCGCGCUGAGAUCAGCGCGCCCAGGCUUCGCGGACCUCUCCGCGAGCAGCGGCAGCGCUGCCGCUGCUUGCGGAGAGUUGCCGGCAUGCCGAAGCCUGCGCGCGCUGAGAUCAGCGCGCCCAGGCUUCGCGGACCUCUCCGCGCGCUGCGGCAGCGCUGCCGCUGCUUGCGUAGUGUUGCCGGCAUGCCGAUGCCUGCGCGCGCUGAUAUCAGCGCGCCCAGGCUUCGCGGACCUCUCCGCGAGCAGCGGCAGCGCUGCCGCUGCUUGCGGAGAGUUGCCGGCAUGCCGAAGCCUGGGCGCGCUGAUCUCAGCGCGCCCAGGCUUCGCGGACCUCUCCUGCCUUCAAAAGCCGUCCGGGAUAGCGGGAAGCGCUUCCCUGCUAUCCCGGACUGCUUUUAAAAUGCUGGCGGUGGGGAGCAAAGCCUUUCGGCCCCCGCCAGCCUUCCUGGACCUCUUCUGAAGGCCGGAGGGGGGGGGAAGGCUUUGCUCCCCACCGCUAGCAUUUAAAAGAGGUCCCCGGAGAUUUCCCUAUGGGCUUUCGUCUUGCGAAGCAAGCCCAUAGGAAAUUGCUUAUGCAAGCGCCUCCAAAACGGAAAACCCUUUCGUCUAGCGGGUUUUCCGUCUUGCGAGGCGUUCGUCUUGCGGGGCACCACUGUAAUUUUUUGCUGUGAAAAAUGUAAGCCUGUUAGAAAUAUCAAUGAACAGUAAUGAUUAUUCUACUUUUGUCAAAGUGGAAAAAUUAAAGACUGGUGUGUUCUAUUUUAUUAAUACAGUAAAAUUUUACAAUGUUGUUCUGGGCUUAGGUGUAUGUUCUUUAGUGUUUAUUACCCCUUAGUUACAAUAAAAUAUUGAAGUUGUAGCUUGGCAUUAUGGUUCAGAAUUCUGAUGUAGUAAAUUACUUAACAAAUGAAGGUAAAUGGACAUCCAUUUGUCCUAAUAUUGAUUUUAAAAAUAUCUCUGACAAGAUUAGUUCUUUCUUGUAAUAUGUAAGAGUGAUGGAACGCAGUGACCAUAUUUUUUUAUCAUUUAGUCCUACUUUAUAGCUUCCACAGACUUGUUCUAAUAAUGAAGCUAUGAAGGAUAUGACAAGAAUGGUGAUAUUAAAUUUCUCUAGACUAACAGUAAAUUUUUCCACUCUGAUGUCAAGAAUGUUGAGCAUCUGGACUCUGAGAGUGAGUAGUUUACCACGUGAGCACUUUCCCCAAUUUCUUAGCCAUUUAUUCUUCUCCUAGGAACUAGCUGUCUUAUGUAGAAAAUAAUAGUAACGGAAACUGCUCUCUAGAAUUGGAAAAAGUUGUGUGCUGUUCAUUUUCCAUUAUUUGUAAGAAUUAUUUUAUUACAUUUUUCAGGUCUUUUAAAAAUAAAAUCACUGUUAUGACAAUGUAUCCAUGUAUUCAAUAAGAUUAAUAAAGUUUAGGAAAGCAGUACCACGGAUGUACUGUAGACACUGUUUACAAGUCCGUGCUACAAUAAUUGUUACUAGAUUUUCAUCCUCAGGGGCCUCCUUUAACGCAGUUUACCUUGUGAAACUACUUCCAUGAACAACCUGUAGUUUUGGAAUCAUUCAUUCCAUCCACCUCUAAGAAGUCUUCCAAAGACUUUUGGAUCAGGCAUUGUUAGGAAUGUUGGAUUGAUCUAAAUAUCAGUCCCAGAUAAAGUAGGCUUUCAUUCAUGGAAAAACUAUGUAAUAGGUUUUGAACUUGUAAUUCUGUUAACUGAGCUUCAUGAACAAAGUGAUGUAUAAAUCAAAACCUGGAUUAAAAAUGCAUACCACUACCCUGCUCUUCAAUCAGAUGGCCAGGUGUUUCAAAUAAGCAGUCACUAUAUAUAAACAUAUAUACAUAAUAAACUUUGAACAAGUAAGAUGAAACUUCGCCUGUGUAUAAUAGCUGGGAAAUCCUCUUCCAUACCCCAUUUCCAAUUAGCAUUUUCAAAGAUUUUCAUCAGGCAUGGAGACAAGGGAGAUGCAGCUCAACUUAAGUGCAAGUGAAGUUGGGUGUAAUAAUAGUAUUAUUUCUUUCUUAAUCUUCACUAUUUUUAAAGCUCAGGUGUUAAAGGCCAGGAUAAAUAGCUGCAUCUUCAGCAUGUGAUGGAAAUUACAUAAUGAAGGUGCUAGAUGCACCUCUGUGGGAGGGAAUUCCACAAUUUAUAGGCUGCCACAGAGAUUGCCCUCUCCUGGACAACCGCCUUGAACUUUGGAGGGCAGUCAAACCACCAAGAAGGCCUCCUCUACUUCUCUUAACACUUGGUGAUCGCCUUUCCAAUAUUUGGUGCCUGAACAAAGCACUUAGUUUUCCUCAUGUAUUAGAAAUUGGAAGUUCAGUUUGAAGACCAAGAUGAUGUUAGUAUAUGUGAAAGUUUAUCAUUUUGAAUCUAAAAUAGUACUAGUCUAGUAUGAAACGAUACUGCAGAAUAAUGGCCAGUUAUAUAGGUUGUAAAAUGUUCAUGGGCUUCAUUUUUACACGUGCGUGUUCGCGCACAUGCACACACACACACACACAAAAUGUUCAAUAAGUUCCUUAGUAGCAAUGAAUGGAUGCCAAAUGAAAAUGCAAUAUUAAGCAGGAUUGGCCGUUUCAAAGUUUUUAGCUUUGUUUACUAAAGACAGUGGUACUUCGGGUUACAUACGCUUCAGGUUACAUACGCUUCAGGUUACAGACUUCGCUAACCCAGAAAUAUUACCUUGGGUUAAGAACUUUGCUUCAGGAUGAGAACAGAAAUCGUGCAGUGAUGGCACAGUGGCAGCAGGAGGCCCCAUUAGCUAAAGUGGUGCUUCAGGUUAAGAACAGACCUCCAGAACGAAUUAAAUACUUAACCUGAGGUACCACUGUACAGGUAACAUGGGGGUGGGGGGAGGUAUAAUCAGUGAAAAUCACAUUCCUGUCCUCACAUUAACAAAGGCAUUCAAUAGAUCAACAUUUCUUCAGAGAACUGUGUAAUUCCUUUUUGAGAACAUCUCUAAUAACAAAAACAAGCUCCUCUGAUCAUUUUGUACAAUGUUCAGCUGCAGCAUGGUGUUUGGGUGUCUUCUAGAAUGCAUUUUUCAGUCAUGUAGGGCAGCAAUGAUGUCCAGCAGGCCUAGCAUAUGCACUUUCUGAGUUAACUAUGUACAUAAGAACAUGCCCCAAUAUUUUCAAAACACAGUAGUUCCAGAGGAGAUAAGGCAAUGGGUAAAACAUGCCUGAAAGUUCAAAAACCGCUCCUGUAGCUAUUUCAGUCUGCUUUUGAGCUGUAGCAGUCCACAUGGUGGGGCGAUGCCAGUGCUGCUGUAGCUUAUAUGAAUGGAGCAGCAGAGAUUAUGCAGACACACUAGCAGGAGUGCUGUGUGAACUCCUCUGGUGUAUCUGUGCAGCCCUUACCUUCUAUAGUUCUACCCUGUUAAGUUAAGCUGCAGCAACAUUGGUUUGGGGAAAACCACUCUAGGCUUCACCACACCAGCUGCUGCUUUUUGAGCAAGGACAGUGCAUGUGCAAAGCUGUUGAAAACUUGCCAUCAUCUUGCCUUAAGUGACUACCAAAUAUCUCUUCACUUUUUCUCUUAACUAAUCUUUUGUGAUGAAGGCUCUGGGUCAUAUUAAGUAUAAAAACAAAUCAGUGAGAAAUGGAAAUGGGACUGUCCAACAAUAUUGUUUUAAAUAAAUGGUUAUAAUUUUCUACUUACUGUGGAAUCCCAAAUUGUUGGUUUUUAGAAGUGUUGGGCUAAUUUUUCAUUCACUUUCUAUUCCUGUUUCAGCAGCAUAAUUUCUCUCUUACAGUCCCGUUUUGAUAAAGUGUUUAAUAUUUACAUUAAAUCUAUUCUUUAAAAAUGGGAUGGAAAGAGAUCUGGACAAUACUCCUUAAAACUAUGUACCAUAUUCAUUUUGAUAAAUGUUCAGACAGCCUCUACUGUAUAUAAAUCUUAUAAACUAGGUGCUUUGCUUCUGUUAAUCCAACUACUGAACCAAGCCUUUAACUUGUGAUCUCUCUGUGUGAGUACAGCCCCUGAUACAAGGUGUUGUUUCGUGUAAGUUCAAUGCUUUUUAUACUAGGAAAAAUUGUAGUGAUUUUAGUGUUACCCUGUUUUUAUGUUUAAGAAAUACUAUAAAUGAGAGUAGGUAUAAAAUAAAGCAAGAUUUGAAAUAUGAACAUUGCCUCCCAAAAGCCCAUAGAAAAUGAUGUCUGGAAAGAAUGUUUUUUUCCAGCAUACUUUAAGUAAUGCCAGGAAAGAGGGGAAAACAUUAAAUCAGUCCCCCAAGGUGCUGUAUUUAAUUUUAGAAGAGGCAUACGAUGCCUCCAAAGAUCAUGCAGUAGCAGUGACUUAAAAUAUGAGAACGAAGGAUAUAAUCAUCACAUUGAUAGAUUACUAAGUAGCUUUACAGAAUAUGCUUGAAUGGAAAUUAUUUUGGAAAGCUGUUCUUGUGAUGCAACAGCCCUUGGUCUGAUCAUAAACAUUUUUACUCAGAAAAGUUCAGUGAAGCUUACUUCCUAGGAAGUCUAGUCAGGAUUGCAGCAAUAGAAUAAAAAUCAUAGUAGUGUCAUACUGUGGUGGGUUAGCCAGGAGGUUAUCAGUGUUUUCAAAGACUAUGGCAGGGAGAGACUUGUGUCGUCUUACCCCCCCCCCCCCAAAAAAAAAUCCCACUGGAAAAACUAAACAUAUGCUAUGGAUUGAUACCUGAUCAUGCUAGGUUACCUCCUCUGGGAAGGCUGCUGCAAGUCAUGUUGCUAUGUUUCUUGGACAGCAGCAUGAUGGAUGGUUUUAUGCUGUAUGCUACUGUGAAAACACUGUGCUACUGUCUGCCCCUGGGAAAUUGCUCUGAGAUGUGCCACAAAUAACUGGGAGCAGCCAUUGCUUUAAUCCCCGUGGAGAAGCCUGGAUAAAUCCUAUGCAUGCACUCUCUCUUUAACAAAAUAUAACUUAAUCGUACAAGGAUUUUGCUCAAAGAAUUGACUCCUGAAUAGCUAGCAAAGAAGUAUUCAUUUUUGUGCAUCUAUUACACCCAAGAUCUUUUUUUAAAAAAAGCAAUGUAUUGGUGAGAAGUAUUUAGAGAAACCACAAACUCUUUUUAAUGGACCACCCUAUCCAUUUUCUGUUCUUAUAAGGAUGUUUUUCCUAUUCAUGACUCAUUUCACUCUAACAUCAAGGGAAAUGGAAUAACGAUUAAGCAAAGGAAUGCAUGUGUUUCUGGGUUUUGUCCCUUUCCAAAAAGCUUUAUGAAUUCUUGGUACAGUGUUAAGUAAAUAUAUUGCUAUAGAAGCUUUAGCAACUGUUAAUAAAGUAAAAAGUACCCUGUUAGUAACUACUUUUUAAACCAAACUUCUGUUUCUGGUUCAUUAAUGUUUUGCUGGCUACUUCCAAUCCCACUGCUUGCUUAAUAUAAAAUGGUGUAGGCUGCAAGGUACACAGGAGGGUUAAGUGAAAUUAAUGAGAUCACCCUUAGCUUUCACUUUGUGUUUUAUUUUCACUUUAUAGGUUUGUAUGAGCUGCUGGCUUCAUUGCCAGCCCAGCUGCAGCCACAUGUGGACAGCCAGGAAGACCUGACCUUCCUCUGGGAUAUGUUUGGUGAAAAAAGCCUUCAUUCACUGGUAAAGGUAAACCACACUUAAAUGUUCAUUCUUUUGUAGAAGCGCUUAUGGAAAAACAUUUUGAGCAGCCUCUAGUAAACCAGGAAUCAAACUGUUUCUUUGUGAAAACAAAACAGCCUUGUUUCAACUCAGUGCUUCUGUGAGGGGUGGAAGUUGUUAAAAGGAUUCUACCCAAAAUACAGAGAUGAUUUCAUUUAAUAGUGAUGUUUUGGCAGUAUACACUAAUGUAACAAACAUAUGAUGUUUGCCCUUGUUUAGAAUGAGGUAGCACGAAAUAGUAGCAGGAAAUCUGAGACUCCUUCAUGGUCAACAUUCAAGGCCUGGAGUUUAGCUUAAACAAACAAAUGUUCACAGCAAAAAUUAGACGGGAUAUAUUUUUGAGGUAAAAGAUGGCAACAGUUCAGUAGCCACAUUAAUUUAAAAUAAUUUCCUUUAACAAAGUCAACUGAAAUUCUAGUAAGACUCUUUAAUUGGCUUGCAUCCAUUGAAAAUUGUGUUCAGCAUAUAAAUAUAUUCAAGUAGAUCAUGAUAAAAUAAACUUGGUAGAGUAAUUCAUGGAUGUGUCCAGAGAAAAAUGGUAAAUAUUCAUGUAUAUAGUACUUUCUAAUUUACAAAAUACUUUACAGUUUUAAUGUCCAUCAUUGCAAUCAUGCCACUAGUGUUACGAUUUCACAGAGAGCUAACAUUAAAAGCCACUUGCAAAAGGCAAGUCCUAUAAUUUGAACUUGUAAUACAUUGUUGGCUGGGCCUCUGGGUAGGAGAGGAGAGACUGUAUGGGAAAGUGGGAAGUACACUGGCUUCCCAUUCCAGGAAUAAAAGGUUCCUUUCCCAGAGGAAAGGAAAAGGCUUUUAUUGAACUCUGUUGCAGUCCCUUAACACAUUUGUGGCUGCAUUCCCGCCAAAAGAAAUGUGCCCAUAAUCAUUUGCAACAUCACAAAAAUAGGGUGUACUUGGCUUCUGAAUCACUACUUGGGUUUUUAGCCUUUGGGUUAUUUUACAUAUGUAGCUGCUUCUCCAAGUUAUGGAGAUGUCUAGGAGCAUUUCCCUACAACUUCUCCUGGUUGGAUGACUCAACCCUAUUUUCAUCACUUGGAGUGGGGGUAGCCAACAUGGAGCUUUCCAGGUAUUGUUGGACUCCAGCUUCUAUCUCCCCUGCUCAGCAAGGCCAAUAGUCAAGGGUAAUGAGAGCUGUAGUCUAUCAAUGUUAAAGGGAGCACCAGGCUGGCUAUCCCAGACCUAAGGCUAGACUGGGAAUGGGGAACUUGUGGCCCUCAGUAUGUUAGAAUUUAAUUACAUUUGGAGGGCCACAGAAUCUCCCAACUAGACAGAUAUAAUACAAUAUAUAAUAUGUAGAUAGCAUAUGAGGCUUACCUGGAAGAUAAUUGAAAACCUUAGCUUAUACAAACUUCAGUGGUUGCUUGCUUUGAUUGGAGCAUCAUGCUGAGAGUCCAUGGAUUUGUCUAAUCCUUUUAAAAAUCCUCCUUUGCACCAAACUAGAUGACAUAAAAUGACUAGUUGCAAAUGUAAGAUUUGGGGGAAUGAUUUCUUUAAGGACCACAGGAAGGUAGGAGAGAUUAAACUCCCUGCUCACUGCCUCCCCUGAUCCCAAUAAUAUCAGACAUCUUCCCAUGGCUGCUAUUUACAUUUAAAACAGGUGCAUUAAAUGCAAAGGUGUAGUUAGCAUCUUUGUAUUUGCAUGUCUAGAUUGACUCUAAUCCCAGGAUAUAACCCAAUGCCAGUUGAGAAAAUAGAUGGAAUUGAAAAUCCUGAACAGCCAAAAUGGUGUGUUUUCUUUCAACCAGUGUUAUAUCUUCUGAAAAUUUUUUUAUAUAUAGAUGUUGUUUAGUUUGGUCUUUUACCUUUAUUUAUGCAAGUUAUGUUACAUACACUGAACACAAUGUAGUACCUUUUUAUCUUAGAUUGUGCUACAGUUCCUGCGUUAAUUUAACUCUAAGCCAGGGGGCAUCCAUGCAUCUUGGGGCGGCUAAUUCCUUUAAUUAUGCAACUUGGUUUUGUCUGUUCUGAAUCUAUUGCUAUUAACUUCAUUGGGAGAUAUAUAGUUUUCUAAACUAAAAAGCCUUAAACUUUGACCUUUCCUCGUGGGAAAGUUAUUCCAAUCUUUUGAUAAUUUUGGCUGCCCUUUUCCAGCUCUUUCAUUGUUCUUUUUGAGAUGAAGCAAUCAGAAUUAUAGAUAUCAUUCCAGAUAGAGCCAUUAUGGUUUCAGUUGCUUUCCUAGUUACUUCUGGCAUAAAACUAGAUUAUUAUUAUUUUAUAAAUAAAAAUCCUACAGUUAAAGUUCUCUACUGUGAUGACAGGGCCUCUGUCCUGGUUAGUCACUGCUAGUUCUUCCAUCAUUUUAUAUGUGAAGUUGGGAUUUAUUUAUUUAUUGCUCCAAUAUGCAACUUAGACAUUGGGUAACAAAUUAGUAAGUAAGGUUGAGUCACCUAAUUUUUAGGCAUCUGGUUGGGGAUCUUCACAGUCUGUUUGGGAUUUCACCACCUUACAUAAUUGGGUGUUAUCCUCAAAUCUGGCCACCUUGCUGCUCUCUCUGUUUUGAAGUCCAUAUAACAAAUAACUGAAUAACUUACAACAUUUUAUUAAUAAACAUCUGACAAGACCACCAGCAUUUUCUCUUUUAUCUGCUAUUUAUCAUUUUUCUAUCCUAACAUAACAUAAAAUAAAAUGUAACAACAGCUAAAGCUGGCCAUUUUGAGUGAUAAAGAAAAGUAGGAGAGAAUAUUUGUAUUAAUUAGCAAGAAAAUAUCAAUCUAAAGUGAUUUUAUAACAUAUUUGGCCAGCAGGACUAUGCAAAUCAGAGGGACGUGUGACAUACUUUCUGGUGAUUCCCCGGAAUCCAUCAGUGGCAGAAAUGUUAAAAAUCUAGAAAAAUAUUUUUGGAUCGGCUGUAGCUUUAGCCAACUCCCAAGUUGCUGCUGGGAGAGUUCCAAAGAGAAGAGGCAAUGCAGCCAAAAAGAAAUAGGAAUGGAGAAUGCUUCAUCCUUUAAGGAGAAAUGAUUUUUCAGAAGGGUAAUAUGCACAUUUUUCAAUAGACAGCUACUGAUAAUAUAGAAAUCCCAGUUCUUUGAUCGUGGCUCGCUUUUCUUCUCUUAGAUAUUGUAAACAUGGGUUCAUCUGAAGGCUAAGCAAAGUCCAACCUUUAUAUCAUUAAUACUUGACAGUGAAUAUGGGCAUUGAAAAACUUACUUCUGUGAUUCCUCUGAGAACAAAAAGAUAAAAGAUGACUUUAAAAAAAAGUUUAUUUUGUUCUUGGAUGGGGCUGCCAGUGGUUGCCCAUUCAAGGGAUGGAUCAGAUUAAUUAAUACUUGCUUAGCUUCUUCAGUGCUGCAGCAUCAAGCAUUUCUGUGACCUCCAAUUUGAAUAGAACACUUCCUACUUCCAAAAAUAUACAUUCAUUUGCUCUCUGGUUGUUGCCUUCAAAGAAUUAGAUUGUAACCCUGGAAAGAUACUUAUACAGUCAUACCUUGAUGGACAACCGCCUUGUGAGUCAAACAUUUUGGCUCCCAAAUGCCGCAAACCUGAAAGUGAGUGUUCUGGUUUGCGACCAUUCUUUGGAACCCGAAUGUCCGGUGUGGCUUCUGAUUGGCUGCAGGAGCUUCCAACAGCCAAUCAGAAGCCGCACCUUGGUUUCCGAAUGUUUUGGAAGUCAAACUGACUUCUGGAACAGAUUCCAUUCAAGCUUCCAAGGUACGACUGUAUCGGGGAGUGAAACUACUGCUGACUUUAUGCGUGGGCAUAAGAAGAUACAGGAAAGUACAAGGACAAUUUAUUUAUUCAUUUACGACAUGUAUAACUUUAGCCAAAAAAGGCUGUCAGAGUAGCUUAUGUAUCUUUACAUAUCUAUAUCUAGUGCACCACACCAUCUUUAAGAUACAGACCUCUUCACUUGGUCUAUGUUUUGAGUUAUAAGUAUGUGGCUCUCAUGUUUAUGUUCUCUUAAUUUAUAGUUGACAUUCUUGUUAACAAAAUUUUCUUAACCACAAUGUUUUAAAAUAGCUACUACUUUGUGGAACAUGUUUGCUGUGCAGAUGGCACAGUGUCGUUAGAAGUUAUCUUCAAACAGAAAUCUAAUUCAGCUGCCAAUUGUGGCAUGAGGCUGCAAUCCUGUACCUAGUUUUCUGAGAAUAAGUAACAUUCAUAUCCAUGGAACUUACAUUUGAGUCAACUUUUGAUAUGUUUGCACUGUAUGUGUGGUGUCUGUUCUCUGUUUUAACAUCUAACAAGGGGCUGAAGAACUGGAAAUUGUAAAAUCUCUUUGGUGGAAUUCUGUAUUUUACAUGCACGUGUUUUUUAAUUGUUACGUUUUACACACACACCCCUUUCUGAAUGUGAUGCAAGAGGCACACCACCUUUUAUAUGGCCUUAUAUUAUUUGAGGAGUUGGCUAUGUCUGCCAUUGGUGUGUGCCAAAUUGCCAUUUAAGAAAAAAAAUCAUCCUGUUUCAAAUAGGAAUGUUUAAGCACAAAGUUGCUGGAUUGAAAAUUGUACAAAAAUUGUGCAUUGUUUUUGAAAGUGAGAUACUAGUUAAAAUAAUUGUAACUACUUUUAAGCUGUAGUAAACUACACACAGACAAACAGAGAGAGAGACAGAGAGAGAAUUUUCAACACACUUUUAGCAUUUGGAUUGUUUAAUUAAUUUGGAUUAAUGUUUAUAGUAUUGCACCUUUGUUCUCCAGUUAUGGCCACUUUACAAAACCAGUAGCUCUUGGUUUCACAGAUAAAGGUCGUUGCAGACAAGUAUAUAUCACCUUCUUCUCUCUCACACACAUAAUGCAUUGCAGCCAUAGGUUCACAUUUGCUCCUCAUCUUCUAAUGAUUGCUGCUAAUGACCAAACAUAAAUAGCAUUACUGAUGUGAAGCCAAUUGUAGAUUUCAUUGAAAUGGAGAUUGUAGAAGUAAUCUGCUGUAGCCUAGAAUAAAGGAUAACAUAAAGGGUGUGCUUCAGGCUGCUGUUGAAAGCACCUUUGUGUGCAAAUUUCAAGGUUAAAAAGUCAAAUAGAAUUCAUUUCUAGCUUUGAUGCUAUGUCAAUAAUAGUGUGUAUGGAAGGAAUCAGUGUACUCCAAGAGGGAAGAAGUCUUCAAGCAAAUUCAUUUUUUUUAAACUAAAAACAACAAAAAUAUGGUUUUACUAAAGAUCUCUUGAGGGACCUCGGGCUUUAAAGGAGACAAGGUUUAGUAAUGUUCUGUGUACAGUGCAUGUAUAAAAAUAGGUUUAUUGCUAAAGCGUCAUGUUCUCAUCUCAAAUGGAAGAGAUUAAUUCAGCUUUCGAAAUGUCCUGAAGAGUGUACAAGUUCUAAGAAACUUGAGCUUGAAGUGCGCAACAAAACCUCAUCCAAUUUUGGACAUUCUUUCUGCAGUAGCUGAGCAGGGAGUUUGGCUCAAAAAGGGGCAGGGAAAUUUAUCUUGGAGGAAGGGUGACUUGUUUGGCUUUAAAGUGAAUUUCCUCUACCCACUAAGGGGACCUCUUCCUAUAAGCAAAGUCAUCAAAACCUUUCCUUACUUACUGAACAAAAAAGUACACUUGAAUGAAGUCUCUGAAAUUUCAAAUAAUAGUUGCUUUAUUGUGUUGUGUGAGGAACAAAGAAGUCAAAGUAUAAAGUUGCUUUCAGAAAUAUCAAAAAAGGAAAGGAAAAGAAACUGUGCGAGCAGUAAGGGGGGUUUUAUAGCCCAUAUUUAAACUAUUCUGUUCAAAUGGGCAAAAGUAGAAUGCCUUUCUGCAUUAUAGUAAAGGUACCCCUGCCCUUACGGGCCAGUCUUGACAGACUCUAGGGUUGUGCGCUCAUCUCACUCUAAAGGCCGGGAGCCAGCGCUGUCCGCAGACACUUCCGGGUCACGUGGCCAGCGUGACAAGCUGCAUCUGGCGAGCCAGCGCAGCACACGGAAACGCCGUUUACCUUCCCGCUGGUAAGCGGUCCCUAUUUAUCUACUUGCACCCGGGGGUGCUUUUGAACUGCUAGGUUGGCAGGCGCUGGGACCGAGCGACGGGAGCGCACCCCGCCGCGGGGAUUCGAACCGCCAACCUUUCGAUCGGCAAGUCCUAGGCUCUAAGGCUUUAACCCACAGCGCCACCCGCGUCCCUUUGCAUUAUAGUACUUUCCUAUUAAUUUGGAUCUUGAAAUAUAUUCUUUUCUGGAUCUACUGUCAGUAAGUAAAGCAAAUAUAUAUUGAAGCAGAAGGCAGAAUCAAAUAGUAAUAAAACUAAAUAUGCAUUUUGCAUAUUGAAACAUGGUACAGUACUAAAGUUAAUAAUUCUUAGUUAAUGUUGAAAGUGAAAGGUUAGUACAAUUAUUUUACUGACCUUUUAACCGUGGCUAACUAGAAUUUCAAAGUCGUUUCAUACCCUAGCUUCAAAUCAAGAUUAAUAGUAAACCUUGGUUAGAAUUAACUGUGGUUAAGUUUUGUGCUACCAUAAGUUUUAAUUAUGGUACAGUCUGGUGAACAUUUGGAGGAAGUAGUGGGGAAGGAAGUCAGUGAUGCUACACCUCCUCACAGAUUCUUAACCCAGAGUCUGCAAACUUUGACUUGCUAAAUUACCAGGGAUUAUUUAUGACUCCUCCUUUUCUCCAAGUCCUGUGGCUUGAUGUCUGCUGCAAGUGGAGAGUUAUUUUUUCUGUCUUAAUGAUGGGUUUUUGUAGAUUGCAACACAGUGCAAGGAGUUCCAUCACCUGUCUGGAGCUGAGAUUAUUCAGAUUUCAAGAAUACAACAAGAACAAGGAUAUACUGAUCCAUAUCAGCAAUGUAUCUACAAAAGUGUAUAUGAACAGACAGGAAGGCAUGAGACCUGUGACUUCACUAAAAGGCAUACAAGGCUUUAAAUUGAGCAGGAAAAAAAAUGUUGUCAAAAUAUGUCAGUGGAGAGAGACAAGGUAGCUCACUAGUUGAGCAGACAAAUUCUGAAAGAUGCCAGUAGAUGUUUCACUUGAGGUUGUUGCUUUGGGGAUCCUGACUUACAUUUGCUUCAGGAAAAUGGCCCAUACUUUUCUUCUCAAUGUCUAGAUGUCUUUAGGCUGAGGAUGAAAAUUCUUAGCUAGCAACAAAAAGGAUUGAAAGUGCUGGUAUAUGCCUCCCCUCCUUCCAGCUGUUAUCUAGGGUUGUCCUGAAGAUAUUGGAGUAGCAAGUGGAAGAAGUCCUCAUGGUACCUGGUUAAUCCAGAAAGUUCAGAAUACCAGUUCAACAACCUUGAAAGCUACCAUUCCCUCCAGAGAAUUUGAUUCAAGCUUCAGUUGUGUUGCUUCUCUCUUUACAUUACUGCAGAAAUACAGCCCUUCCUUUGUUUCCUUGAUAAAAGUCUACUCCAUACUAGUUCAGGGAUUGCCAACCUGAUACUCACAGGUGUCAUGGUAUUUAAAAUCAAAUAAAACAUAGGCACACAUGUUCUAAGAAGAAUAAAAUCAGUGCAACAAACUAAAACAAUUAAACCAUCCAUACAGACUUUAAAGACAAUGAAAGAGUUUCAUCAGAUAUAAAAUUGAUCUUCCAUAGAAGACUUGAGUAAACCUCAAGAAAAAAUUUCCUUUAAAAAAUGUUUUCAGUAAGCACCGAAACAUAAUCACUCUAGGCACCUGUCUGAUUUCAGCUGGUUAUUGAUUCCAGAGAACUGGACCUGUAACACUAAGACCUUGUUUCUAGUACAGUGGAACGUCGGUUUUCGAGCGUCCCGGAAGCCAAACAAUUCGGAACCUGAAUGCCAAAAACCCAGAAAUAAUUACUUUCAUUUUCAAAUGUGCCUUGGAAGUCAAACGGCUUCUGCUGCAUAUUUUUCAAUGGAUUUUGCCAACCGCCCACUGAUCCACGGUUUUUUAACGUUUCAGAGGUCGAACGGUCUUCCAGAACAGAUUACGUUCAAAACCCGAGGUUCCAAUGUACGGAUUAAGUGCACUGUGUUUUUAAUAGAACAACUUGCCCCGUGUAGCUUUGAUGGUAUGGUUAAUGAAGACAUUUUUAUGUUUGCUUAUUUUGUAUAGCCAGGUAGUUGACAGUUUUAAAAUAUUGUGUUUUAUAUGUACCUGUCUGUUGUGUUUUGUUUUAUUAUACUAUUGUAAACAAAAAUGCAAACAGAACAAAGUGCUAAUUCCACCACUUCAGUCAAGGGAUGGCAAUAAACAAUUACAUAAGAUGCCAAGAUCUGAAGUGUUGAUACAUCACAAGUACUUUUUAUUCUCAUUUGUUUAUCAGAAUGUAAUUUUUAUUAAUUAUCUUUAGAAUUUUCUACAGAGAUAUUUUAUGCAUAUAGUUUUGACUCUAUGUUUAUUGAAAAUGAAUAAAUGUGAAUUAUUUUUUAUUUCUUUUAAAUCGCAAGUCCUUAAGUAUAAAGUGCUGGUGUAAAAUAUAUAGAAGGCAACAAUGGGAAGAUGGAAGUGCUGAGUGCUACUAUAACUAUAAUCCAGCAAUGGUAUAUCUGUUGUCCCCACUGGUGGCAGCCAGCUGAAUAUAUUAAGGAUGAAAUCUUAUACAUAUAUACCUGAGAUUAGGCUCCAUUGAAAACAGUAGGACUUGCUUAUGAGUAAACAUGCAUAGGAUUGCACUCUUAAGAUUGUCUUUAUGAUAAGGAAAAAAAUUGGGGUUAUACAAUGAAAUUUUGCUUCAGACAGGUAAAGGGAGUACUGUUUCAUACAAUCAAUAAUGAAUUAAUAGAUAUUGUUGCCUUAAGGUGUGGUGAUGGCUACAUUUUUGAGUUGGCUUAAAAACGGAUUGGGGCAUAUGGAUUGAAAGAAAAGACGUAAAUGAUAAGGAAGGAAAUAUGUGAGAAAUAUAAGUCCAGAAGACCUAAAAGAGGGAAAGGAAUAGCAAAUGUUUAACUUUUCUGUGGGUUUGUCUACAUACUCAACAUUUUUUCCAUCUGACUUCAUACUCUCAGUGCUUCACUAGAAGCUGAUGAUGAAUUAUAUCUACAUGUUCACUGCUAAAUGCUUCCGUAAGUUUGUUUCUUUGCAAAUGUUUAACUUGCCAACUUAUGUUGUCAGACUCUACUUCUACUGCUAAGUAAACUGCUUUCUUCCAUUAUCUCCUAGAUCCAUGAAAAACUGCAUUACUAUGAAAAACAGAGCCCUGUGCCCAUGUUGCAUGGCGCAUCAGCCUUGGCAGAUGAUGUAAGUGUCCCUGAUGAGACCAUUGGCACCAUAUUUCCCCAAACUGUCUGAAAGCAGAGUAUAGAAUCAGUAUAUGAAUGGGACCGUGUGAGCUGGGUGUGCAAAGGUUUCCAGCGAUUUGUCAUCACAGGAUUGCUAAUGUUGUUUUGAUUUUUAUUAGACAUGUUUCUUUUAUAAUAACACAGCAUCUAGAUAGACUCUUGUUCAGCCUUGGUACCACAAAAGAAAAAUGGUAGGUUAGAAGUCUACAGUGAAGGUGAAGCUGUUAGCUUCUGGUGUGUUAUGAGAGUCAUAGUAAAGAGGAAUGUUUUCUAAAAAUAAAGAUAAAUGAUAUAGCUGAAGUGCUGACAGAAUAAGAAAAAUGACUGAUAAUACUAAAAGAAAUGAGGCUUAUGAAAGAUAUAGGAAGGGGUUGUCAGAAAAUAGCUGUUUAAAAAAGAAGCAGAGAUUUAUAUAUAUUAAAGCUUUCCAAAUUACUUUCAUAACUAAAAACUAAAAUCUAGACGGGUUGGCAUUGAUAGAGUAUUUAAUUUCCUGCUACUAUAAUUUUUAUUAAUAAAAAUCAAGCCUGCCUUUUCUGCAUUAUAUGGUGAAUUCUACAACCCUGAUGAAUUGUGUGCACACCUGUAUAAACUAUGACAGAGCUUGAGGUAGGCAGAAUAAAAAGUAAGUUAAACUGAUUUAAGUGAAACUCAUGCAUGCUUGACACAGUGGGAGCACACUCAAGGGCAAUAUUUGGUACAGUACAGUUUUUCUGUAAACAAUCGAUAGAGAAUUCAUUGAUGGUCUGUGUGGUUGCCCAUUGUAAUUUCUUGUAGGUAACGGCACUCAUACACAGAAUCUAUUCAGGCCAGUAGAGAUAUAAACACAAUUUUGCAGAUUCACUUUCACUGUUGCUGGAUGUUCCAUCAUUGUGAGGUGUUGCAAAAUUCAGAACAAGAAUGUUUCAGACUGAGAGACUCUCUCCCGAGAACUUAAAAUGUACCCCAUAAUUUGUCCUUGUUUCCUUUAUUCAAAAUCACGGAUGGAGAACCUGUAGACUUCAAGAUGAUUUUAGAAUCCAACUCCCAUCACCCCCAGCCAGCAUGACUAGUGGUCAGGAAUGAAGGGAAUCAUAGCCCAGCAACAUCUGGAGGGUUAGAUUCCCCAUCUCUGUUCUAAUCCUCUAGCAGGCAUAACAUGUUAAGCCUAAAACUAAUUUUCAGAUGAGUUGAGUAAUCCUGGCAUUUGAUUAACCUCUUGUAUUUUCAGGGUAGUGUUUUGUGAUAUAGCCCAUAUAUGAUUGGGUUUCUUAUUGAAGGUGAUAUUUCAGCCUUUAGAAUGCGUUUAUAUCUGGGAACCUAAUACAAGCCAUGUUCCUGUGAUUAACUUGUCUGACAUUUAACAAGCUACUUGUCCUGUGCAUGUAAACAUGAUAAAGUUGAAAAUACUAGCACUAUAUGGGCACUCUGCUUCCCUAUCCCAGCCCUAAACAGAAUAGCUACUGUGGCGAUUUGGAAGCAGUGUGGAUUUCUCCACUUCAUUCAGAAGCUGUUUUUUAUAGACAGUGUCAAUGUUAGAUCCAGUCAUUUUUACAAGCAGCCCUUUGUCUGCACGCAAAGGACCAUUCACUCAGAUCAAGUGCAGGGAUUUGCCCUCAUUGCUAUAAAUCAGAAUGUGAUCUGGGUGUGCUGGUGCCAGAUAUGAUUACUUUAGUCAAACUCAGUUGAAAGACCUGGCCAGAAUUUAGCAUAAGGGCCAGAAAAUGAAGAGUAAUGAUUGAUAGUCUGUUUUUCUUCAUGCUGAACACACUGGAAAGUAAUAACCUUGAACAGGAUUGAUUCCUGGUUGUCACUGACACGCUGAGUAAAACAAUGCUCUUGCUAAUGUUCUUUGUGUCACUUCAAUCCCCUUUGCAGCUGGCUGAAGAGCUGCAGAGCAAACCACUAAACAGUGAGAUCAGAGAAUUGUUGAAACUACUGUCAAAACCCAAUCUCAAGGUGAGGAUGUGUUGCUUGCACCUGUUGAAAUGAACACAUGGUUGCUUCGCUCAGCUUUCAAAGUCUGCUAAGGAUUUUGCUGUAUAUUUAUUGAGUCCAUGUGGAUAUGCAAAACUGCAGGAUUUCCUUAAGUGGUUUAAAAAGGGCUCUAUCACACAUUAUGGUUAGUUAUUGAUAUUUGCAAAACACUUGUAGUAUAUGAGUGCAAUUGGAUAUUUUGGUGGAAAAAAAUGAAGUCUGUGUUGCUUCAUCAGCAGAUAAUCAUACCUUGCAUCUAAGCAGGCCUUCGGGGAGUGCUAAGUCGAAGCAACUUCACAUUUUUUGUUGCAUGACAAAUAUGCCAAUAAGAAAUAACCUGACAAAUAAAACUUUUAUUAUGAGUAUUUUGCUUGUUACUAUUGUCUUAAAGAUGCAGGUAGCAGCAGACUACAUAGUUACAGGUAGCCCCCACUUGCUUGUAUUUUUGUGUCUAAUUCCAUUAAGACACAUUUUGCACUUCUUCUUGUCCCUUGUUACUCUCUGUUCUGCUUUUUUUUCUGUAGGAGUGCAGAAACAAGGAGUGCUGGCAGACCACUGUGGCACUCUUGGGAGAGAAAGUAACAUGGCAUAAACAGUUGUACAGAUCUAACACUGCCUGAAUAUGAAGGCAAGACAUGCUGCAUAUAAUACCUUAAGGCAGUCUCUCUUCCAAACAGUUUUCUAUCGUAAUGUACACACACACAAAAACCCCAACAACUGGGGAAACAGCCAAGUUCUUCCAUUCAAUAAAUUUAUACUGAUUAAAGAUAUACCUCUGUUAAAUUUCAGUGUAAAUUGUGCCAAGUUUAAUUUUGUUUUAAAGCAAAUUCCUUCUCAGUUACCACUCUGAAUAGAUUUAAUGAACAUUUUAAUAAAGCACCAAAGCUACUUUGCAUAUCAAAUUCCAUAUAUUCCUCAAAGGACUGUGUGCUGAUAUUACUUGCACCUGCCAUUUCUAAGAAUGGGGCAGCUUUUACAACCACUGCAGUCACAGAGAUAGCUGCUGCAGGCUGUAUCCCAGUAGAAGCUGGUUUACACAGAAGCCAUUCCAUACAAUCCUGUGCGUGCUUCCAUUGAAAGAAAAUGCAGUUGUUUUGCAUGUAUGAGGCAGCCAGAAGCUGAUCUGAGUCUCCUCCUUUAAGAAUUGUCACAAUAGGGUCAGCAGAGACACACAGAGGUGUAGUUGGCAGCUACUGCACAGUGUAGAACUCUUUGUUGCCUGGAGCCAGACAGUAGGUAGAAAUAGAGAGGGUGCAGUUCUAUUGCCUCUCUAAAUGCAAUUAUUUAUCCUGAAAUCACUUGCUAGGAGUUGCAGAUAAACAUAUUUCCAAAGGCCCUUUAUCCUCUUGCAACUCACCUCCCUGGGAAAUUUAUCUAAACUAAUUGCCUGAAUAUCUUAAACAGUGUUUGGGGUGGAAGCAAGUUAAUUGGGCAAAUUGUUGGGAAAUGUAUUGGGGGAGUAUUUGUGUGUCCCCUAAGUCAAACCUGGGUAAUCAGUAUGAACUGGGAUUAAAAUUCCAAAUAAACCAUACCUUCACAGAACAACAUCUAAGCCAAAGAAUCUAGUGGAUUUCAAAAUACAUGCCAUCCUUUGCUGGAUGAGCUUCAUGGUUAAUUACAAGUUUUUGCUCCAAGCCAGGAAAAUACUAUUACACUAUUGGCUUGUCUCCCCCUCAGUAGUUUAUUUUUGGCUUCAGUGGAUUCAUAAGAAACUUUGGGUAGAUUAUUAUAAGCAUUAAUUACAGGCCAAAGCAGAAUGUUCCAUGACAUAUUUGUUAAUCAUACCCUUAUUUGAAACAAAGAUAUUACACUUUCAUAGGAAGCAACUAAAAUAGAAACAUUAUUCGUGUAAAAUACACUUUGGCUGUACUGCUUAAUACCAAAGAAGCCUAUGGCCCUGAUGCAGUAGUUGGCAAGGAUAGAAGUGAUCACAGUUUAACCUGCUGCAAAACCAAUUAUUUGUGGUUGCUGAGCUCAUACGCAAAGUCUAUUGAAAUGCUUGUGGAUUUCUGGAUCUGGAUGUUAAUGAGGCUGGUGCAUACCUGCCUGGAGGUUGUCACGAGUGUCGAUAAAGUGGAAGUUGCAUUGGUCUUCCCAGGAUCAGUGGUCUGCUAGUGGGAGAACUGCUCCUGCCUUUGAUUAGCUUUGCACUUCAGCUCCUUAAGUGUUCUACCAUUAUAUAUAAAAAGAUGUUGCAUGAAAUGACGUACACUGUUUUGACCUGUCUCAGUUUGGUAUAUGAAUUGCCUUUUGUGGAGUAAAACAUAAGCUUCUUAUGUCAUAUUUAUUUAUACAUAAAUAACUGGGUACUCAUGGCAUGUCAGGUUGCUAUGAGUGAAUUUGAAAAUCUGUGCACAUAAAUCAAGCAACAGAUCUGUCUCUUUGAAAACUGUAAAGCCAGAAAACAACAAAUCAAAUAUCUAUCUCAGAUCACUCAGGAAGGAAAAAGAAAAUGACAUAAUUUUCCUCUUGGAUGUUUUAUUUUAAGAAAUUAACCGUGAACUAUGUACAGAUCAUUUAGAUGGAGCAGCAAAAAUGAUGUUCCCUUUAUUGCAACAUUUAUAUCUGUUACAGAUUCAGGUGUCCUUUUUAUUUUAUAUAAUAUCAUAAUUGCAGAUACAAUUUGCAUACAACCAGAGCAAAACAACUACAAGUAACCAAAAUGCUCGUUUUCUCCUCAAAGCAAUUUACAAGCCUGCAGAAAUUGUCUGACUACAGAUCAUGGCAGCAUAUAUGUCUGCUUCAGCUGUGAAUGGCUCUAUAAUGUUAUUGUUUAGGGUUUUGUUUUGUUUUGUUUUGUUUUGUUUUGUUUUGUUUUGUUUUAUAAAAAGUAACUUGAUAAUUAAAGGACAGAGGAUUUUAUCAUUGCCCCAUUAGCACAAGGGCCUCUAGCUGUUCAACAGGGCUGCUCCCCUUCCCCCUUCAAAUCUUCUCUGGAGGAUUGGGAGAACCCUCAGAACAGCUUGGGGUGGGGGAGAAGAGAGAAAGAGAGGAAGUCUUACUGCACAGACAGAGGUCCUUGUGCUUCGGGGAUAAUUUCAUUGGAAACUACCCAAAGCACCUGAUGAUUGAAAAACUCAUUUUUAUUCUUCUGAAAGAAUGGAAAACUGAAUUAGUAAAAUGGUGGCAAGAGGUGCAGUCGGGAGGAAUUUUAAACAGAUGGCGUGAAGUGUGAACUUUAAGAAUAGCUAGACAGUCCAAAGUAUCUCCUUAGGUUACUAGCCCUGAGCAGGAGGAAGCAGGAGUGUAAGAAGGCAAAAAGUCACUACUUUUGUGUUGACCAUCUCUGUAUGACUAACAGUUCUGACUGGUGGAUGUAAAACGUUCAAAAUAUUUUCAGGAUGGGAAAUCGCCUUUUUUUUGUUACAGGAAGUUACAUGCAACAAUAAAACUGAAAUAGUUAAGGGAGAAAAUAGCCUAAUAUGAUUUCAAAUAAUAUAUAUACAAAUAUAAAUAUGCAGCUGAGUUACACUAGUGGCAUUUUAAUACCCCUAAUCAGUAUUCUUUUGACAGUAUCAGGAGCAAGUAAUAGCAUUGGAGUGGAGUUACUAUGAUCAUCCCCACUUUGUAAACUUCUGAAUUAGAAUUAGGAACAGGCAUUUUAAAUGUUUCAGAGAUUUGUAGAGUUUGGAAGGGACAAUAAGGGUCUUCUAGUCCAACCCCCUGCAGUGCUGGAAUCCUUUGCCCAAAAGUGGGGCUUGAACCUAUUACCAUGAGAUUAAGAGUCUCAUGCUCUACCAACUGCAUUAUUCUUCUUUACAGAACUAUGCAUUGUGAAAUGAUAAAUGAUCAGUGCUUUAAUCUGAAAAAUAUUGUACCACAUCUAGACAUGGCAAGGUUUCUCAGUACUCAUCUCCAGCUAGAUCAUGUCUAAGAAUUUAGUUGAACAUCAAUAUUUAUAUUUAGGUAGUAUAGGAAUUUGAAUCAUACCUCCUUUAAAGUUCUAAAUAUGGAACAUGUUUAUAUUAAUGAAUCAUACACAUAGAAUUGUAGCUAAAACAAAAUAACUUUUCCAGAGCUGCCUGUGUGAAUAUGAUCUUACUUUUAGAUUGUGAAACUGGAAAUGUAGAAGAUUUUCCAAUAGCAUCCUCUGAUGUAAAGACAAGUUGUAAGGUACACACAGUCUUUGUUCAUGGAAAGAAAAUGAAAAGAUUAAAGACUUCAGCUUGCAUGGGAUAACUUCCUCUUUAUUCAUGCCUAAGGAAUUUACAAUUGUAUUAUAGUUUUGCCAACUUUAAUAAAAGGUGUCCUCCAAACCAAAUGAAGGACAAGAUGUAACAAAUAUUCUUUUGCUCUCUCCCUGCUAUGUUCAAACAGUUUCAGGGUGUGUUUCCACUUUCUUUUCAAAUUGGUGUAGCUUACUCCAGUAGUAACUUAAGCAGACAAGUACUUCACUACUGUACUGUUCACACUUCCAGUUAAGAAAGAAAGUACUGUCCAUAGGUUGAGACAAGAACGUAGCACCAGACAAAUGGUCAGAUGUGAGCCCUGCAGUAGUAAUAGCAAAACUGCAUAAGUGGUAAACUUCCAUUUUAUCAAGGUCCAAUUGUGAAUUGGGGUUUUUUUAUAUGAUUUUUUUUCAGGCUUUGCUUUCUGUGCAUGAUACUGUUGCCCAAAAGAACUACGACCCAGUGCUACCUCCCAUGCCUGAUGAUAUUGAUGAUGAUGAAGACUCUGUGAAAAUAAUCAGGCUAGUGAAAAAUAGAGAACCGCUGGUAAGUUUUUUUUUUAAAAAAAAACCCCCAAUAACAAUAAAAUCAUACCUGACACUCAAAAAUAUGAGCCGGUGUCAUUGCACAGUUGUGCACAAAUUAUACACUAAUAAGGGGGACUUUGAAAUAACAUUUCUGCAUGUUGGAGGAAAGGCUAUGAGUGUCUCUUGGAAUGGGGUAGGAAAUGUAGGAAAUUGAUGAGGUGCUAAUAAAUAUGAGUGGUGCACAAAAUUUGUGCUCCAUAAUGACCAGCAACCUUUUCAUUGACACUGAGCUGAACAGACAUAUUGGUAAGGCAGCUAUGGGUUGCCUCUCCAGAAGGGUGUGGGAAAAUGUAAUGCAAUGGCUAAUACCAAGAUUAAGAUUGACCAUGCUUACAUAUUAAGCAUGCUGCUUUAUCGAAGUGAGUUGUGGUCAACUUAUACCCUUCCAGGAGCAAUGCCUCAACACUUUCCAAAUACGCUGCAUCAGGAUGAUUUUGGACAUCACAUAGCAGGACAGAAUCUCAAACAAAGAUGUACUCUUCCAGGCCCCAAUUCCCAUUAUGUUCACACUUCUGUCUCAGUGAUAUCAACCCUGGCUUGGUCAUGACCACAGAAUGGAAGAUGGCAGGCUCCCAAGGAUGUGCUUUAUGGGGAGCUGGCUUCAGGCACCAGGUCCAUUGGCAGAUCAGCUCUGCCAUAUAAAGAUGUCUGCAAAUGUGACAUGAAGGCGGGCAAUUUUGUGUGGGAAUCCCUUGCAGACAACUGCAGUGCCUGGAGACAGGCAGUCAGGUUGUGUAUGCACAGCAGUGACCAGAGGAACAAUGACCACCAGGCAGUAGAAAUUAUUGCGGUUCAGAGAUAUAUUACAGCAGCUAGGGGAAAGCACUUCAGCAAGGCUGGUUAGAUAUAUGGUCUGGGGAGAGAGGUGUGACCUGGUAAGAGUUCAGAAGGAUAUAUAGGGAGGCCUGGAGGGCUGCAUUUGGUCUCUGAGCCUGAUAUUCCCCACCCCUGGCUUACUGGCUCUCUGGGCUGAUAGGAGAUCUGAUUAGAUUUAGAUUACAAAGUUCAGUUUCCAUUUCAACCCAUCUCUGUUGCCACAAAUCACUGCAGAGAAAGCUUGGUGGUGGUAAUUUGUAGUGUGAAUGAAAGUAGUAACUCAUUCCUGCAGGCUUCCACACCAGCCAUCUCCUACAUAUGUCUUUGUUCAUGCUGCUGCACUUGUCUUGUACCUGUUUUAUAAUUGUAAAAACAGUUACCGUAAUGUAAGAAAUAUUCCACUUUUUAAAAACACUGAAUCCUUCACCAUGUGUUUUCCAAAACAGUACUGAAAUGUAGAAUGGUUUUCAGGUCACUUAAUUUUGCUUGGUGAAACUAUCCAAGAUUCCCCAAGACUCCUUAGUCCAAAUAGUAAUUACUGUGUUCUAAAGUGGGAUGCUCUUUUAAGCACAGAUAAUGUGGGAGAUGUGGAAAACUCCUCUGAAUGUAGUCUUUUAAAACAAAAACAAAAUCUGGCCUCUUCCACUCUUCUAUAUGUAGUGUUACUGUUUUGAUUGUUCAGUACUCGAACACCUCACAAAUACUUUAACACCCAGGGAAUAGAGGGGUCCUGAUAACUUCAUUUGUAAAGACAGGAAUCUCAAAUAUAGUUACCUUCCUCGAGUUACUGAAAGGUUGCUGGUAGAAAACUGUUCAGUGUAGCCCAGCAUUAAAUCAUAAUAAUGUUUCAAUUUAUUUUUAAAGGGAGCUACUAUUAAAAGGGAUGAACAGACUGGAGCUGUUGUUGUGGCUCGAAUAAUGCGUGGAGGUGCUGCAGAUAGAAGUGGUAAGAAUGUUUAAAAGUGUGAUUGCUGGGAUGUGAUGGCCAGCCUAGUGCUUCAAAUGAAUGCUAAAUUGCUUGGUAAAAGUAGGUAAUUGCAUCCAGAAACCCUUUUGUGGUUUCUGCCAUGUAUAUUAUUUUAGAUUAUUGUGAUAGGAUCUCUGAUAGGAUUUUGGUAUUAUGGAUGCAAUUUAGCAGUUUGAAAAUUAUCUCAUUAGUGAAAUACAUUUAGAAACUCAGCAAGAAGGAAGGUAUCAAAUCAGCCUCUCUGUACCGCAGUUUCACAGUUGAGCACUUCUGUGCACUAAGCAUUUAUAUUCUCUCCUGUAACAAAGAUUCUCUGGGCAGAAAGAUUAAAAACAAUCACAUUACAAUAAAACUAUAGUAAUAUUAAAAUAAACAACUACAAACACAAUUCUCUUUUGCCUUCCCAAAGAGAGAGAGACAGAAAGACUUUGCUAUAAAAUUGCAUUUGGGUAGAAGAGAAGUAGAAAUCUGUUGUGCUUUGCGGAGUAGGAAUGACCAUGACUUGAAACAACGUUAGAUAUGCACAAUUGUAUUGAACUUAAAAAUGGUUAUUCAAUAAAUAUGCUCCACAGGUCUCAUUCAUGUUGGCGAUGAACUUAAGGAAGUUAAUGGAAUUCCUGUAGAUGAUAAAAAACCAGAAGAAAUUAUACAAAUUCUGGUAGGUUACAAAUGGAAUAAUUUAAGGCAGUUGAUGAUGAGCUGAAUGGGUUGCGUUACAACCCCUGGCACAUGAUGGAGGCAGGAGCAAAUAACUCUGGGAGGCAGGCACAGUCCUCAGUUUUUUCCUCCUGCCUGACUUGGCCUUUCUUCUUGCAUUGGUUAUUUUUAUAUCCUUUAUUUCUUGGUUCAUUAACUCUUUGAUAGAACAAGAGAGGCUAUUUACUUCUUUAUUUUAUGGUUUUGUUUUUUAAAAUCCGUAACAAUUUAUACACCACUUGAUUGUAAACACUCUUAACAAACUUUUGCAUAAAUUAUCAGAACAUGUCUGUUUUUUAGGACAGAAGAGAAUAUCGUAGCACAGCCUAUUAUAAAGAGGUACUAAGAUGUUAAUCACAUCAAGUUAACUAGCACUACAAGUUACAUUAGCUCUACCUUCCUUAUUGUUUUUCUUUAACUUGUACUGAAUGCUUUAAUAAUUUGUUUUUCACAUCCUUUUAGUCCCAGUCGCAAGGAGCCAUUACAUUUAAAAUUAUACCCAGUAUCAAAGAAGAAACUGCAUCUAAAGAAGGAAAGGUAAGAGGUCCUUUACUCAGAAAAAGGGACUUACUGAGAUUGCUGGCUGAAAUAUAUUUUGUACCCAUAUGUAAAUGUGUUUUACAAUUGUAUUUUUACACAUGUUGUUUGUAUGCCAAUAAGCAAUAAAAACGGAGACUGGGGGUUGUAAUAAGACAUUUAAUUACAAAUAAGGCCGCCUUCUUCCAGAUCUUCAUGAAAGCUCUGUUUGACUAUGAUCCCAGUGAGGAUAAAGCAAUUCCCUGUAAAGAAGCUGGACUUCCUUUCAGAAAAGGUGAUAUUCUUCAGAUCAUGAGCCAGGAUGAUGCAACUUGGUGGCAAGCCAAGCUUGAAGGUAAUGCCAAUCCCAGGGCAGGCUUAAUUCCUUCAAAGCAUUUCCAAGAAAGGUGAGCAGUUUCUGAUUUCUCUGAUACUUAAAAUGUGAUCAGUAUAUCUUUGAUAUAAUUGUUAUGCCUGCACUUAUGGAUUAUAAGGUCAAUAAACUUUCAAGUUUUGUCCUAUGGUAAAAUGUCUGAACUUUGUAAGUUGUUGCCCAAGUAGUUUGGUUUUCUUUAGUUGUCUAUUCACAUUAAUAAUGACAAAACCGUAUAGAAUAUUUGUGAUCCACCUUGGAAAGGAAAAACAUAUGGAAAAUAGUACUUUGGUAUCUGUAUCUUUUUUGAUGUACUAUGCAUGAAUAACAACUGCAGCUGUGUUUGGAGAACAUAAAAAACCCUUCUAGGAUUUAAUUUCAUAGACUUGUGAGUAGACUGUAUUGUUUAGGAAUAUGUCUUCUAAAAAUCAGGAUACUUUGGAAAAGACUGAUAUGGAGUGUUAAUCUCAAAAUAGCUAUGAAAAUUAUAAAGAGUUUUGCUUCUCUUCCCUUCCCCCUUCCCCCAAAUCGUUUUAUAGGAGGCUUGCACUAAGAAGAUCAGAUGUACAGGUUCAGCCCUUGAAAGUUUCCAAUAGAAAAUCAUGUAAGUCUGUUUAAAAAUCAUACUCCUUUGUUCACACAAAUAUGGCUUGUAUCAGCUCUUUUUAAGAUAUGGCGCUGGUAUCUUCAGAUAUAUCAGCAGGCCAAAACCUGUGAUACUGUAGGAAUGGGAUUUUCGUUAAAGAAAAUGGCUUACCCCCGCUUCCGUCAUCAAUACUUAUGCAAAACCUAUUCCCUACAGUGAAUAAAAUAAUAAAUAUGCCAAUCUCUAAUUAUUGGAAGGGCAUUCUUAAUGACUCACUGGGUAUUUAAAUACUACACAAAGGGGACACAUGUGAAGUCAGUGCUUUUUUCAGGCUCAACCAUCUACUUUUGAAGCAUAGUUCAACAAUAUCUGGAGGUUGUGUGAAGCUGCUUUGGAGUAUGUUUUUAGAACAUAUCAAUAAAUAUCAGGCUGAUAUAUGAUCUAUUACCACUCAUAUGCUUAUCAAAUUUUCUGUCUGCUUUUCUUAUUAGAACUGAAUUGGACUUAUAAGAAGUGGCAUAUAUAAGGCAUAUGUUUUAAAAUGUAGCAAGAAUAUUCUAGCAAGUACUUUUUCUGUGUGCCUAAUUAGAAUUAUAUCAAAAGCAAAUGAUGUGAAAGCACAGUAUCUCUCAUCAUGGACUAAAAAUAGCAUGUUUGAAGGUUUCAGAGUUCUAGUUUUUUAAAAAACACAGUAGUUCAUUCUUCUAUAGAACAAAGACAGUAACAUUACUCUAAACCAAAUCAUUUUAUUGGUGUACUUGAAGUUGGACAGCAAGAUGAUGAGCCACUUUCUGUGAGGUUUUGGAAAAUUAAUAUAAAGUGGUUGCAUGGAAUUAUGUGUGUGUGUUGCGGGUCAGGAGCAUGGAGAAGCAGUCAUUUAUAUUUGUGAACUAGCUCUAUUUCUGACAUAGGAUAGCACUGGACUACAUUUGCAUGAAAUUGGUGACAUUUGUUAUAUGGUGUAACUUAUGCACGUGUCCUUAAACUUGUCAUUCAUUUGAUGUAAUAUGUCUUCAAAAGAGAGCAUGAACCAUCAGUAAUUAAAAUCAGUUAGACUAAUACUGGCCAAAACACCUUCUAUCCAACAGAACCAUGAUUUUUACCAUGGUAGUUUGCUUUUAUAUUUAAGCUGUAUCACAUGUGUUCUCAUUCAUAUGACUAAUAAUAAUUUAAUAUUGUUAAUCCAUAAUUAGCAUUGUGUAAUGGACAGGGUGGUUAAUCUCUGAAAGACCUGGUUAAGUGUAUAACCAAAAUAAAAUAGUAAUUUUGAUAUUAAAUAUAAACUGAAUUAUAUACUUUUAAAAAUUUUCACUAAGUGUGAGAGAAGAAAUAUUUAAUCACUGUCAAAUAUAUUUAUAUAGUUCAAUAUCAAUAUCAUGUGAUUUAGUAUGGUGUGCAUUCAAGCAAGAUGCAACCUAUUUUAUAAUUUUGAGAAUUAAUUGUGCACAAUUCAAAUUUUUAUGUGGCACCCAAACACUGAAAGUAAAACUCAUUUUGUCAAAUUCUACACUGUAACUCCUUAUAACACUAUCUGUUUUGUCAGCAAGCCAAACACAUCUUCACUCUUCUUUCAAACCUAGUAUUCUUCCUGACAUUUAGUGAGGAGUCUUCCUCUAAUAUUCUCUACUAUUGCAAGGACAGCAGACUUUGACCUCACUUUUUAUGACUAUUUGCAGUCCUAAAUUAUAUAAAGUCAGUGUCAUCUUGUCUUGGGUCACUUGCUGCUGUGGUGACGGCAUUAACACAGGCUUCAUCUUUGCAGUUUGCUGUCUCAUCAAACCGAAGAGUGCAUUUGAUGAAUUUCAGUAUUUUUGCCUAAAAGUUAUCCACUUAAAAAAAUACAUUAGCAUUUUUUGUUUUUAUGCUUUCUCACGCAAAUCUUUUUACGUACAAAUUUUGUUAAAUAUUUUCGGUAUAGCUUGGAAAUUCAAUUUUAUACCUUAAGAUUUUCAUACGUUCACGAAAAUCUUAGUGAUCCUGCUUAUGAUAGUUUGUCAAUUGAUGCUCAUUUAUAAAAUGGAGCUGCUAUGCAUUGUUAUGCAGGCAAGUGACUGAACUGAAUGACUCCUGCUUUCCCCCCAAUAUACUGGAUAGAGUUAUGCAUCUGUUGUGCAUAGCAAAUGGCAAACAUUUAGAACCUUGUCGCAAAGCAGUUGCAUGUUCAACUAAUAAUGAAACAGAUCCUUGAGAUCAAUCAUCAGUUGUGUUCCAAUUUACUUUCAAGUAAUUUGUGUUACUUCUUCAGCCCAGUUCUUUUGUCAGUUUCCUUUCUGUGCAUCUUACAACCAUAUUUCUUUUGCGUGCUUAAUUUUUUCUUUAUCCAUUCUAACCAAACUUGCCUUUUCAUCUUAGAAAAAUAUAUAAGAAAGUGGAACUACAAUUAUUAUUAUUUGUAGUGUGGCAUGCUCCUGUUCAGUACACACAUGUACACAGCCUUUUUUCCUCCACCCCCAGUCAGCCAAGAUUUUGUUUCAGUCACAUUGUAGUAAUUUUGUAUUGUAUAUUGUUUUAAAAUCUACUGUUUAUUUUAUUUUAAUCGUGUCAAGUUGCUUUGAGAUUUUCAAUAGAAAGUGACUGAAUAAUCAUUAACAUAAUAUUGCUCACUGAACAUGCUCCAUCUUCAUUGUGCUGUUUUGGAGUUUCUUGGCUAUUUCCUCCCAUAAUGUCCCCCCUGAAAUCUCCAUUUUGUGCUGUUUUAGCUGUAUAAGGGCUUGAUAUCUAAGAACUGAGAUGGCUAACAGUAUUUAUAAUUCAUGCCAAAUAUAAGUAGGCAAUGUUAUGGAACUGAAAUGUUAGAUACUUUGGUUCACGUCAAAGUAGCAGGUACCCGCAUCGGUGACUAAUAAUAAUGCAACUUCAUGGAUUGCGCUCCAUGCAGGAAGCUUUCCUCUUGAUGUAGCCUCCAAAGGGCUCCAAGCAUGCCAAUGGAAAUCUUGUCUCUCCUUGUGAAUGCAAGGGGCUUUCAUGGUAAUGAUCUGGCCAAGUUUUGUGUUAACAGAUCUCACACACUGCUCACUUCAUAAAUGCAACACCCUUAAUAGUUCAGGUGGGAAAAUUUAUCCUCAUAGAAAAAAUAAAUUCUGAAGGAGGCUUUUCUUCCCCAGUAAGUAUUUGUCCUCUUCUUCAUUUCUUUCUCAGCUAAGCAACUAAGCUCUUCCUGGGUUCAAAGAAGGCAGGCUAUGACAAAUUUAACAGGGGCCUAUAAUUUAAUUCUUUCUUAACAGCGCAAUCCAAAGUGUUUGGAUUUGGCAGAUCUUGGGCUUUCUUGGCUGAGAAGAUAAUGGUAUUGCUCUAUAUGAACUAUUCUUAAUCCUUUGCCUCUUAAGAAUGCAUUCAAGUAGGUGUCCUGUCCUUUGUGAUUGUGACUUCCUUGUAUUGUAAAGGGACAAGAAUCUGAACAACUACAUGCAUGUACCCUUUAAAACUGAUAUGCAUGUGUGUUGUGCUCCAAUAUCUGUACCAUAGUAUGAAAUUUCAUCAGAAGCUACCUGUGUAAAGUAAUGAUGCUUGAUCAAGGAGCAAUAAAAGUGGUACUAGCAGAAGUUGUGUCUUUGGUGGGAGGGGAGACUUUGAUGGGCAAGCAGGCAGAGAAAUGAGCCCAAAUAAAGUUUGUUCUAGUGCAUUGUAAGUUGGCUCUGGGAUGUGUCUAAUAAACUAGGGCAGGGGUGGGGAGCCUGUCGCCCCCAUAUGUUACUGAACUACAGCUCCCAUCCUUCAUGACCAUUAGCCAUACUGGCUAGGGCUGAUGGGAAUCAGAGUCCAGCAACAUCUGGAGAACCCUACUUCCGGGCUCAGACAGAGCUUUCCAAACUGUGUGCCACAACACAACACCUACAGCUGCAAUGUGUAGGUGUGUCACACAAACACUCCCUGUGCUCUUAUAAGGGGUUAGUUUAAGCUCUGGUUUGCUAGUAAAGCUGAAUUACUGUGUCACAAAAUGAUGCAUGUCUAAAAAGUGUGUCACCAGUAUGAAAAGUUUGGAAAGCUCUGGGCUAGAGGAAGUCUCUGGAUGAAAGCAACAACCUGUAGACAACUUAACUUCAACUUAAGAGUGUAACCAUUUCAAAAUUACAAUUGAAAACCCAGUGACUCUUACUUAUGAUGCUAAGCAGAACAUGACUAGUUAAUGUAUUGUUUUUUCAUCCCAGAGCUGGUUCAAACCUUUCUGUCUCUUAAACAGUGUUAGGGGAACAUAGCCUUUGCAUACACACCAAAAAAACUUUACACAUUUUGAAAGUGAGGUUCUGUCAUUUCCCACUCCCAUAAAAGAAAUUGGGGUACAGGCUUUUGCAGCAAAACGUUGAACGUGCAGUGCAUCAUACUUCUCCAAAAUAUGCUCUUAACCUGUUCUUUAUAUUACACAGCUCUGUUUUUCCCAUUUUAUUAUGUGCUGAAUAUAAUGUAAAUCAUGUCUGCUUGUCUUUUGGCUGUUCUAAGCUGAGGAAACAGUUGAGUGUGGUAGGUGUUUUACCCCCCCCCCCUUUAUUCUUCCAUUAUGUCUUCAGUCCAUGUAAUCACUUUGCAUCCUAUUUUUCCCCCUUUUGCGCUUCUCAGAGGAAAUUGAAGGUACAUGUACAAGCUUCCCUGCUGGGCUGCAAGUGAUGGCUUAAAAACUAAGUAUUCUAGGUCAUCACUGACUUAGAGGCAAUUAGAAAAUAAUCCAUAUAGAUAGCAGUAUAUGUAGUCAUAACAGCCAGUUGCUUAGUUGUUGCUGGAAUUGUUGUUUCAAUCCUGAGAAUCGUGGUAGCAGAAGACUGUGAACAUGUUGCUUUCUGCACGUAGUUCCUACAGCACAGUACUGGCAUAUGUGCAUGAAGAUUCCUGUGGGGUAAGGCACAGGGAUCCACAUGUGUUAUCCCAUUGUCAGAUGUGGUUUCUUCCUUUGUAUUUUUCCUUCUCCUCACAUAGCAGGAAUUUUGGGGGCCCAACGCAACAGAUCUGCCUGUUUCUGCACAUGGGUCAAGUAUGCAGAACAGGAGUGAAUGUGUGCUAAAACCUCUGAAUGUUAGCAAAGUAACAUAACUGAACAAAGCAGAUACGUUAACACAAGGCAUUUCCAUGGAGCUAAAGAUGAUGUCAGUCCUAUUGCAUGGCUCUAAUAGAUUAUCUUUCUUAAAUUCAAACUUUGACACUGAAUAAAGUGGAUCUUUUACAGUCAUUAGGGGUGCAAUUUUGGAACACAGCUUGACAGAUGCUUUACUGCUGUGGUGUCAAUCUUUGGAGGACUUUUCACUUGCAGCAUACAUUUAAACAGUUGUAGCUCAUUGAUUUCUUUAGAUAGGUUAUCUAUCUAUCUAUCUAUCUAUCUGUCUGUAUAUACCCAAAAGCUGUAAAGUGUUUUGUUAGACAUUUGGUAUAUUAAAAUAGGCACCAAUACUAUUUUAUACCUAAGAAGUUAUAUUCAUUAAAAAUACCCUUUCUGUCUGAUCCAUUGAGCCAAAUACAAAAACUCCUGAUAUUCUUUGUAGAUUUCUUUACCUUUGUGUUUCAGCUGUUGUAUUUUUUAUCCUACAUUAAAAUAUAAAGUAGAACACCUUUUAAAAUCACUUUUUUAUUUUCUGUCAUGAAUAAGGCAAUAAAACAGUGAAAAGUUAAAUAUGCAUGUGGCUGUACUCCAAAAUCUCUUGUUCAACUUCAGAACAACACAGUGAUUUAUUUUUAAGCAGUGGCAUAUUGAAGGCUUUUUAUGCUGUGCUUUCUGCAGUUGUCAUUUUUAAGUAACUCUUCUUUUGCAUUCAUGGCUGGGCAUCUAACUAUUCUGCUUUAUUUCUUGGCUUUUGUUCUGUACGCUUUUACACUUCAUCCAGAGGAAGCUGAAUGUGCUGGUCACAACAGUGGAGCCCACAUAGGUGAGCAGUUGCUUACAAAAGACUCUCUUUCUUUCUCAGCUUUUUCCUGGAUGGCUACAGAGUUUGCAGGUAAUGGGCAUCACUGCAUGCUAUGAAUCUGCUAGAUUAAAAAAUGGCUCACUGGAUUUGACACAAAGGAUCUGCAUCCUAACCGCAACAUAUGUUACUAACAUUGAAAUAUAGAAUGCAUUGAAAUGCUACCUUGAAUAUAAGGAAAUAAUUUACUUGGGUAGAAUUUGCAAGGAAAUUUAAAUACUUGUCCUAGACAAAAUGUUAGGCUGGCUAUAUUCCAUCUGACUACAUUAUUUUUCUAUCACAGUGUUCUUCAAUCUUGGGUCCCAGAUGAUAUUGAACUACAACUCCCAUCAACCCUUAUUAAAUAAGCUGGUAGGAAUGGUGAAAGUUGUAAUCUCAUGACUUAGUGUAGUGAUAGCCAUUGUAGUACCUGACACUUGUUGUGGGCUACAGUUUUCAUCAUCCCUGACCAUUGGCCACUCUGACUUGAGUUGGUGGCUCCAUAACAUCUAGAGCAGCAUUUCCCAACCUUGGGCCUCCAGCUGUUUUUGGACUACAACUCCCAUAAUCCUCAGCUAGCAAGACCAGUGGUCAGGGAUGAUGGGAAUUGUAGUUCGAAAACAGCUGGAGGCCUAAGGUUGGGAAACACUGAUCUAGAGGGUACCAUGUUGGCUACUGCUGACUUGCAGGGAAUUAAUUUAGUACUGUUGGAUGGCUGGGAUUACUUUCCUGUCAAUGAGCCAAGUAAUGAUACCACAGACUGGCUCAUCUUUGCUCACCUAUUCUUGAAGUGGUUUACUGGUAAUUCCUUAGAAGAUGCUACACAAGAACCAUUGUAAGUUGAACAUACCAUAUUAGGUUUUCUUUAUUCUUCAAGUAAGGGAUGUGGGAAGAGAACACAAAUUAUUGUUAAGAAUUGGCCCAUAUUGGGGUAUAAAAUGCGGUAGCAUAGGGAAGGAGGUUGAGAUCAUGGUGGAUGCAGGAACUACUCAGGGUAAAUCAGCAGCACAAGAGUAGGUGGAAACUAAUUGAGGGCAUGCUACAUAAUUUAUUAAUAUAUCAAUGUCACAUGUUUUAUUAAAGGGGAAGGUGACACUGCUAUGCUUCCAGAUAGAUUUUAGAAGCUGUGCACUAAAUCUGUAUGCCGAUAUUUGCAUGCCACAGGAGGCCUACCAAUCCGAACAGAAUAGCUUUCACUGUUAAAGCCCUUCAUGAUUUGGGACCUCAGUAGCUGAAUGAUAUUUUCUUCCCACUUGCAUUUAUCUGUGCCUUGAAAUAAUCAUCUGAAGCUCUUCUCUGAGUACCCCUGCAAACUGAGGUGCAGAGAGAAUAGUCAUGAGGGAAAAGGCUUUCUGCUUGUGGAAUGCCAGAGAGGCCCACCUGACACACAUUUUAAUGCCUUUUUGGUGCCAGGCAAAUAACUUUUCUUAUUUAUUUUCCCAGGCAUUUUAAAAUAGUUUGUAUUUCUAAAUUGAAAUAAUUAAUUAUUUAAUCUUUGCAUGCUGCUGUGAUUUUAGCAUGGUCAUUUUAGUUCUGUGAAAUUUAUUUUGGGAGCUCUCUCUGUCUUACUGAUUAUUGCUGUGAUUUCUAAUCUUGUGGUCUCUGUUUUAUAGUUGUUUUAUUCUCUUUAAUGAUUUCUUGUUUUGUGUAAAUAGUUUUUGAUCAUUGACAUCACUCAAGGAACUGCGUUGGGAGACUGAUAAAUAAUAGCAGUACCACUGAUGGCACUAUUCAAAUUAGCAACUUUAAUGCCAGACCUUGCUAGUUGAUCUCUUCUGUUGAAAUAUAUGUUUUCUUUAACUUAGUAGAAUUGAGUAUGAUGGAUUAUCAACCUUAACUCACACCUUUUGUCAUACAGAAUAAAAUUGCAUAACAAUAAGUUUCAGAUCAAGGAACUAGGUAGUUAUCAUAAGAUUAUUCCGAGUAGUUCAUGGGAUGUGUGGAGGUAUGCCAGAAUUCAUUGGUAAUGAGAGGGGGGAGAAAACUCCAUCACUACCUUUGCCUUCCUCCUAUAUACUUCUACCAGCAGGGCUCUAUGAGCCUCCAUGUAGGUGCUACUUACAUACUCUGAGGUAUCUGCAGUCACCCUGUUCAGUUUGGUAUCACUCUUGGCCCAGUAUGUUCACUAAUCUCCACCGUUCCAACCAGGAUCUGAAGCAGGUUAGCAAGCGUUAGUUUAGAAGGGAACCUUGUGAGUGCCAAUGCAGAUGCACUCCAAGCUAAGGCUUGGAAGGAAACUUUUGCUGGAAAGUUGGAGAAAGAAGGGGAGACCAUUGGGUCACUCCCAGUUUCUUAACUGUGGAUACAGGGUGGAAGUGUUAUAGCUUCAUUCGGUUUUCAUGAAAUGUUAUUUCUGGGAUUCAUAAUGUGAAACCACAGUGGUAUCAGACAUACAGAAUAACAACUAUUUAAAAGCCCUAGUCAUAUGUCAGGAAUUGGGUGUACUGUUAUAAGGUGGCCUCAGAAAUGAACUUCCUACAGACUGGAGUUGUCCAGAAAUAAUUAACAAUGUUUUUACUGUGCUAGUCAAUAAUAUGGUGCUGGUUUAACAGAGAACUUGCUAUUUGUCUAUAAUGUAUGUCAAACUGUAUUAAAUUUGUAUAUACAAAGCAUGUAUAUCAUUGUAGAUUGUGAGCCUAUGGGCAGGGCUUUACCAUUUAUGUCUAAAUGAUACCUACUUUUUGUGAGAUGUUUGCUGUUGAUACUUAUUGGAAACAAUGGUUUGUCUUUUUCUCUAUAUACAUUGAAGACAAAGGGUUGUCUUCAAUGUAUAUAGAGAAAAAAGUGUAUGCAAUUUUGAAAAACAGUGAUUGGUAUUAAAUGGGCAGCAGUGAAGGACAGAAGUUGAACUAAUUUUCAUGUAGUUUAAUGGUUCAAACCAUGUAGUUAAACUAUUUUGUUGGUAGUAAACUGUUUGCAUACUAUUAAAAACAAUAAUUGGUUUCACCCUUUUGGAGAAAACUAUUUAAAUAGCUAUUUAUUAACAUACUUAAAAACUCUGUAAACUCAAUAUAAAUACCGGUUUUAGUCUCCAAGAAGAAUGGUGUGAGCCAUUACCAGAAGAGGGGGUGCUGCUCUCUUUUGUUUCUACAGCUAGUUGCUAGGAACGUGUUCAGUGUGUAGCAUUUCUAAAGUGGUUGAUUGCACUUGGAAUAGUCUAACACUUUAACCUGACCAGGAAGAAGGGAUUAGCAUUAGGGGGUGUGAAGUCCUGUUCAGUGUUUGCUAAUUUGUUACAAUCUAGUUUGACCAUGAAAUAGGAUUGAUGCAAAGGGUUCUGCACCCAGGAGCUGGCUUAAUUUUCAGUGCCUUUCACUGAUGAUCUGUGGAACAAAACAGAGGAAAGUUUUUGCUUUCCCUCAAGUAUGUACUUCUAGAGGGGAGCCUAAACUCCUUUUGAGCAGCAGCUAUUCUUUUGUAGAGUAAGGAGGGCAUUCAGAUACCCUCCAGGAGUGCCUCUCCCACCAGCAGGAAACAGGGUUAGCUUGCAAAGUUGACUCCUCUAUUGGAAUGAGCUACCAGGCUGCCAUAAGCACCAUGGAACCAGUGAAGGCCUUAUUUGGUGCCCCCAGCUUUCAUUUUUCAAAAGUACAUGUCUCUACCCCUCCUAGGAAAAAAUUAUAAUCAAAGUGUGAAAGGUACCCUUCUAAGCACCAAUAAUUCUGUGAAAUGAUUAGCCAGUGAGUGAAGUGGGAGCUGUGAUUGAUAAGUGAGCUAUUUAGACACCAGGCAGUGGGAAAACCUGGGGCUCCACAUAGCUGGUGUCCCCCUUUAGUGCCCUUUUCCUGCAUCUGUCUUAUAUCCUUGUCCUUGGAUCCACACAGUUGCUGCUCUGUUUGUUUCACUUUGCUUCCUGCCAUCCAUAUAGAGCAGCUGCUUUAAAAACUCUUUGAAAAUGUGGGAGAUGAAAUCUGGGGAUCCUUCCCAUUGCUGCUUUGUUUGUUUUGCUGCCUAUUGGAAUGUAGAGUGGGUGGCUGCUUGAUAAUAAUAAUAAUAAUAAUAAUAAUAAUAAUAAUAAUAAUAAUUUAUUAUUUAUACCCCGCCCAUCUGGCUGGACCUCCCCAGCCACUCUGGGCGGCUUCCAUAGAAACCAAAAAUACAGUAAAAUAUCACACGUUAAAAACUUCCCUGAACAGGGCUGCCUUAAGAUGUCUUCUGAAUGUCAGGUAGUUGUUUAUCGCUUUGACAUCUGCUGGAAGGGCGUUCCACAGGGCGGGCGCCACUACCGAGAAGGCCCUCUGCCUGGUUCCCUGUAGCUUUGCUUCUCGCAAUGAGGGAACCGCCAGAAGGCCCUCGGCGCUGGACCUCAGCAUCCGGGCAUAACGAUGGGGGUGGAGACGCUCCUUCAGGUAUACUGGACCGAGGCCGUUUAGGGCUUUAAAGGUCAGCACCAACACUUUGAAUUGUGCUCGGAAACGUACUGGGAGCCAAUGUAGGUCUUUCAAGACCGGUGUUAUAUGGUCUCGGCGGCCGCCCCCAGUCACCAGUCUAGCUGCCGCAUUCUGGAUUAGUUGUAGUUUCCGAGUCACCUUCAAAGGUAGCCCCACGUAGAGUGCAUUGCAGUAGUCCAAGCGGGAGAUAACCAGAGCGUGCAGAUAGGGUCUCAGCCUACGUACCAGAUGGAGCUGGUAAACAGCUGCCCUGGACACAGAUUUGACCUAUGCCUCCAUGGACAGCUGUGAGUCCAAAAUGACUCCCAGGCUGUGCCUCCAUGGACAGCUGUGAGUCCAAAAUGACUCCCAGGCUGCGCACCUGGUACUUCAGGGGCACAGUUACCCCAUUCAGGACCAGGGAAUCCUCCACAACUGCCUGCCUCCUGUCCCCCAAAAACAGUACUUCUGUCUUGUCAGGAUUCAACCUCAAUCUGUUAGCCGCCAUCCAUCCUCCAACCGCCUCCAGACACUCACACAGGACCUUCACCGCCUUCACUGGUUCUGAUUUAAAAGAGAGGUAGAGCUGGGUAUCAUCUGCAUACUGAUGAACACCUCAGUAGAUAUCAACCUCAGUUGAUAGAUGCCUCAGUAGAAUACUGGGGGGUGGGGGAAGGUUAUGACAACCAUUUGUUGUUUAGGGUGCAUACCCUACAAUGGGGAUUAUUCCAAAGUUGUUUGGGUGAGGGCAGUGCAGAGGCUUCAUAUUGAUGGUGAUAAUAAUUACUGUCAUCUCUUCAUACAUCCCUUAUUUCAACAUCUACUCUGAUGAGUUUUUUAAAUGACUUUCCUUUGCAUUUUCCUUGCAUUUCUAUUUGUUGUUGUUUAUUAAAUUUGUAUACCACCCUUCAUCUGACAAUCACAGCUUUAAAUUUUUGCCUAUUCAGGUUUACGGCUGGCUGUAGUGAUUCAGAAUUAUUCCUGCAUUCAGUUAUCUUUUAAUUUCUAGCUCUGAUCUACAGCAGCACGUCAGAAGUAUUGUAUUCUCUGGCAGAUCAGCAUGCUGGGAUGCAGUUGUGACUGGAGUUCAGGGUGGGAGUGAUAGAAUUCUUAGAUGUUUCUCUGUGUAACUCAUUCAUUUAAGGGACAAGACAUUCCUGUGGUUCUAUUAAAAGCAGUCGCUAUUGAUUCUGAGCACUACCAUUUUGUCUCACUGCUGCUCCCAUGGUGUUUAUGAAGGUUCUGGUCAUACCAAUAGUGCACCAGAGGAUGCAAAGUAUUGAAAUGUAAAGAAGUAUCAAGUGGCUUGAAUUAAAGGUGAUCCUACUGAUACGUUGGGCUUUUCUAGGCAACAUAAAAGGCAAGCAGAUCUUGGUAAGGACAAGCAACAACUCAGUGAAGAUCUGUCUCAGCAAGCAAGGAGGCAUGAGAUCUAUUUCCCAUCAUAAGAAGUCUGUCCUGGAUUGCUCAGAGUAGAACAUCUGACUCAAGUGACAAACACAACUGUAGACUGGCUGAGCUAUGUCGUUUAAUAUAUUGACUGUUUCUCCCCUUAAUUAUAUUUUAUCUUGUGCCCCAUUUAAUGAUGUAUGUGUUAUCAGAACAAAGCAUAUUGGUGUUGCAAUGAUUAAAAUGGAUUUUUAAUGUAAUUCAAGACUGUGAAGCUACUAAUAGGCAUAGCUGUCAACGUUUCCCUUUUUUAAAAGGGAAAUUCCCUUAUUCCGAAUAGGAUUCCUUGCAAGAAAAGGGAAAAGUUGACAGCUAUAACUAAUAGGUUUUUAGAAACAUUCAUCGCUGUUGUUGACUUUCUUUGAACCAGUGUGGAUGUCAAAUAUAUGAUCUCAGGUGGGAACAUAUUUAGAUAAAAAAAUGAGUGUCUUCUGUUGAUUCUGCAAGCACUUAUUAAAAUGAUCAGUAUCUGGGAGUUGGGGUAAUUAUCAGUAUUUUGGGGGUAGGGAUAUCAGCAAAUUUUGCAAGUCUGUAUUACAAAUGUGACAUUUCCCCAUAUUUCUGUUCUCAGUGCUUAACAGAGAUCUAGCCUGCUAUACCAAUAUGAUGUUGUUUUUUAAAAAAUACAUCAUUCCUAAUUUUCACCAGCAACCCGUACACUUUGAAAUUGGCACCUUUUGAAUAAAAAUAAUUUGGUAAUGCGAUUAGGCCACAAUCCUAUCUAAAAACAUAGGGGAACUUCAAAAGUAAACACAAAACAAUGGAGAUUAAAAAAACAUCAAAUUUCACCCCAUAUGGCUCCCAUAUGCCCUUGCAUGAGCCUAAUCAAAUAUAUAUGGAAAACAAUUUGGACUUUGAAUUUGUUCCUUCAAGAUAUAAGGAAGAAAAAUUACUAAGUAACAAAAGUAACAAAUGCCCAUAUGAAGGAGCAUUUGUUGCAGAUGGGCUACUGGCUAGGCUGAUGACAGUAACCCCUGCUUCUGCUUCUUUUUUUAAAUCUCGUAACUACAGCUGGUUUCAGGAGGAGUUUUCGUCUCAGCAGAAAAGAUAGAAAAACAAACAAGACUAUGUAUGAAUGCAAGAAGAGUGAUCAGUACGAUACAGCAGAUGUCCCAACUUACGAAGAAGUAGCAAAGUAUAGACGACAGCCCAAUGAGAAAUACAGACUUGUUGUCUUGGUUGGUAAGUUUUAAUUAUUUGAAUUAGGAACCUAGGUUGUUUCAAUAAAGACUAAACUGUUUUGUGUUUCAUGUUAUCUUUUUGGACUUUAAAAAUCAUAUGCCAAAGCAACCUGAAAUGUUCAAAAGUCUCAAGACGCUCAUGUGGAAGCAGAUGUUUCCUGAGGUCCAUAUAUUCUAGUAUAUUUAUAAGGAACCACAAGGGCAGGCAGGUACUGUACAAAGAUAAAAAUGUACAUUAGUUGCUCUUUUGCCUCUGGCCUCAUCCACCGCUGGCAUGUAACCCUCAGAAAGCUGAUAGCUGAAAGAUUCAGAGGUGCCCCAGCACAAUAGCAGCUAGAGCAUGUGUCUAUAUGCAUAUCUGAGAACUGUAAGCAUCCAGCAUGAAAGUCUCAUGGACUUUUUUCAAGUCUACCUAGCCAUAUUGGCCAGAUUGCAUGAAUAUUCAUCAUAUUUAUCCUGGGCCUGAAAGCAAGAAGGAUAUGAGAAGGCUCUCCUCAGUAUGUGAGGUCCAGAAGCAGAGAGAGUGAAUUUCUGUCUUUACAGCUUCCAUCAUUCUUUUUCCUGGCCUGACAGCCUGUGCAUUCACCUGCUGAAAAGAUGAUUUUCAUCCCUUUUCAGUCACAUACAUUGUUUUCCCACAUGGAAAAGGAGUAGCUGGAGAUCUACCCAUGUUUAGCUUACAGCCUUUCUGUAAAGUUUCUCUCCCUAUCAUGCAGAUGUAAUGUGUUUCAGUUCUUAGUUAAGGAUUGUGAGCUCCUCUUUGCCGAGCACUUAAAACUUGAUUCAGAAUCUUGCCCGGUUGGGUGAAUUACACUGCAGAGGGGGAGGCGUUCUAAGCUUUAUUCGGCUUUAUUUUACCUGUCUCAAAAAGACAACCUAAGACGAAGCCUCCUGUUUCAGGCCAAGGCUCACCUAGUCUAGCAUCUUGUUCUCACAGUGGCCAACCACAUACCUAUGGGAAGCCCACAAGCAGGACAUGAGUGCAAUAGCACUCUCCCAAGUUGUAAUUCCUGCCAACUGGUAUUCAGGUCAUAGUCAACAAAUAGUCAACUUGUAUUCAUAGUCAGCAAAUGCCUUGAGAUGGUUCACAAGACAUUUAUUUAGCUAGCUAGCUAGCUAGCUCGCUCCCCUUUUCCUGUGCUCUUAAAUCUCAUCACACUGUAGGGAUAGCUAAUCACAAGCAGAUCUGCAGUCAUGGUGCAAGACUCAUUAUUAUUAUUAUUAUUAUUAUUAUUAAGUGUUGGACACAUAGCCACAGCAGAUUUCAUCAGUUUUGCUUCCGUUUGCUUUAGAGUGCCAUUCUAUUUGACUCCAGGGUAAACUUGUCAGAGUUUUAUUAUUUGCCAGUAGCCAAUAAAAAAAUACCCACUAUUGCAUCAAUUAUGAAGCUAAGGAACAUAACUAUGAAGCAAUCAAUAUACCAAACACUAUUUGCUAAUGUGUUACAUAAACAAGCUACCCUUUUCUUCCAAACAGAUUCCUAGUCUUCCUUAACUGUGUUUUAUCAAAAAUAAGUGGGGCCAAUGUGGACUAGUAGCUGACUAUAGUUGCAGGGUAACCCAAUCAGUGUUCUGUUCUGUUCUGUUCUGUUCUUGUGUUGGGUGAUUCCUAUAUUACCUCAGCAGUUAAUUCCAUCAUAUGCUCAGGACUGGUCACUUGCAGAAACUUAAGAUAUGGUCCAGAACAUAAAAUAGGAUGGGGUUAUGGUCUGUGAAUCUAGUCAGCAAUCUCAACACUUGAUAACCAAUUUAGAGAUCUUACAAAAGCCUUUUAGAAAUAUUUUCCAAUAUACUCCAUUUACAAUCCAACAAUUGUAAAUUGUUCUUGUACUUGUUGCACUACAUUUUAGUUUCUUUUGCAGUAGUGUAUAGGCCAAUGUUUCAUUAGCAGAAUUUCUUCCAUUAUAAAAAGUUGCAGACCAGAAGAAAUAUGACCCUCUAUCAGGGACUGUUAUGAACUGUAGAACUGCUGUUUUUAUAUAGCUCAUAUCCAAGGGAACACUUAAAAUCAGUUUUUAAUAAACAGCUUUGUCAUUCUCUAACGCACAAGUUCAGGCACCUACUACUGUGAGCGAGAGAUUGUGGGUUCUACACAGCAAGUAAUAACAUGCUUGAGUUGAUUUUACACCUAUAUCAACAGAGUUCUGUGAAAUGUGUGAUAAGUAGACUUUUUAUAACAAAUCACAUAUGCCGGCUCUGAGGGAUAUCUAGAAAUUUCGUUUUAUUUUGGUGGUACUAAAUCAAGUAAAGAAAGUGUGCUUUUACAGUAACAAAAGCAGCUCACAAAUUUAUUGCAGACUUCAGUAAUUUUGAUGUUUUUCUCUUGGUAUUAGAAGCAGCAUAAGUCUGGCCAAUAUCAUAAAAAUGUCUUGGGUAAAAUGUGGAAAAACUGGCACUGUUAAUAUAGGUACAGUAGAAAUGAUCAGAUUUAAAAGCUUUGGACAUGCUAGUAGCUGCAUCCAAUACGAUGUGUGAAAUACAAUUUUGAUGUUAGUGCCAGGAAAUACAAGGACAAAUAAUUAAAUUUUCACAUAAUUGGUUGUGGCAAAAAUGUUCAGCUAUAGUAACUGAAAACACAAUUUAUUAUUGGAGUCUAUUUAAAAAAUAAUUGGCUGCCAAGUAGAUGUUUCACUUAAACUUACUUUAAAUAAAUGAAUUCUAAUUCACAGAAUAUAAACUCGAUGUAGAGUUUAGACUAUCACUGGGAUGCGAUUCUCCUUUCUAUCUAAUCUCAGCUCCCGCACAUUUGCUGCCAUCUGCCUUUUUUCUCUCUCUUCUACCUAACAGGCCCAGAUGGAGGCUCUAACCAGUUUUGGUUCACCCCAGUAGAUAAUUUGGAUAGUGAAUGCUUAUUUAGCUGCAUUCUGGUCCCUAAAAUAAAGUAGCCAUUGUUUUUAGGUAAGUGGGCCCUGAGCUAUGGGGUGGUAUGUUAACCCACUGGAGAAAGCACAAGUCUUGAGCUUGAGACUCUUAAUCUCAAGGUUGUGGGUUUGAGCCCCAUGUUGGACAAAAGAUUCCUGCAUUGCAGGGGGUUGGGCUAGGUGACCCUUGUGGUCCCUUCCAACUCUAGAAGUCUGUGAUUCUAUGAUUGAUUAACUGUUAGAAGUAUUGAUAUUCAGAAGGGCAUUGGAACUGAUCGGCUGACAAAAUAAAGCGAAUGCUAGCCGGAAUGGUGCUUUGUCUAAGAGACAAGCAGAACUCCAAAUGCUGCAGGUCUGAAUUUAACAUUACUGUACAUAUCCUGACUGACAUUUGCUCCAGCACAUAAUGAUGAGCUGUGAUCUCCCCUCCUCAUUGCAGGGAAUCAGGGAAUCAGAAAGGGUAUGGUGGCAGAUUAGGCAGAAUAUGGAUCACCAGCAUUGGAUUUACAGCAAGAGGGUUUCCCCCAGCUUGCAAACAUCUUGUUCUAGUUGCACCUUGGAUAUAAACCAUAAAAUGAUAUCUCCUCAACAAGUAUGGAACAAAAGGGGCAAAAGUAAUUAUUUAAACCUAGUAAUGGUGUUUGUGGUAGGCAGCUGGAGAUUUUUAAUACACAAGUGGGAUACACAGGGAAGGCUGAAAUUAACCCCUUAACACUCAUUUCCUUUCUGGGAAAUGUGUCGAUUGAUACUUCAGUGCAAAGGUUUAAUCUUGGCAUGUUAGGAAAGAUGACCAGUUUGUACAAGAAAAGCAUCCAUUUGGGUAAAACAUUCUGCAGAAUGUCAGGAAAAAAGCAGAUGAAUUUAUUUGGGUUAUUUUAAAUUCUAAUAUCAUAGUCCUGUGGUCCCUGUAUGUCACUUUAUCCUUAGGUAAGGGAGAAGUAGGAAAUUGUGUAGAAUACCUUAAUAGAGGAUCUUGAUUCAGAGUAGUGGUGGGAGGAGUCUGAAGUGGACCUUUACAUGAAAAGUUAAAAUGAUUGAACCAACCAGUUGUUUAAAUAUUAUGGCUUGGGUCCUAAUUUUGGGGUCUGCAAAUGGAAGGAGAGUUGGAAUCAUGGGAGCGGUUCUUCUGUAUGCUCAACUCUUUCUGUGAAGCAAAAAGUGAAGCAAAAAAGUUUGGAUCCAAGCCAAUAAAUUUUCCUGAGUUUUAUUUCAGAUACAGCUGUUCAAACCAAAAAUAAAAUUAGAUGAAGUAAGCUGUUACAGAUGCCUUGCCAUGGUUGCUGGUCAUCUAGAUACUCAAAGCACUGAAGACUGUUCAUAUAGCAUUGAUUCAGUUAAAAUUUCCAAAAUGGUUGGAUUUCAAGGCAAAACAAUACAGCAGAGCAACAAAACAAUACAACAAUCAUUUUCAAACACCUUGAAUGUUUCACAAACCUUGUGAGGAAGACCAUGAAUAAGUGGAAAUCAAAUAUGUUUUCAUAGCUGUGCAGAGCUUUGAUACUACCUUUAUAGAAGGCUUUAUUCCUAGUGCUCAUGAAAAAUCAGUUUUCAACCUACCAGUAACCAUUCCAUUUCCAUAGAGAUAAGAUUGUAAUUUACUUUCAUAUAAGUCACUGUUGUCUGGAGAUGCAUAAUUGUAAGAAUGGUAAUACAAGAACAAAAAUCUAAUGCUGAUAGUUUCACAGUCAUUUUUAAUUUUCAGACUGCGCCAACAAAUUUUGUUUACAUUUUAGACAUUCAUCUGCAGUAAUAAAUUAUAGUUCAUGCAAAGCAAAGAUGAAACUUGCCAUGCCAUUUCUUGCUUAAGUGCACAUGGUGUAAAUUCAGCAACAGCUUGGUUUUUCUGGAGAAUCUAUAGUUUGGAAAUAAUGAAAAGUAUUUGGCCUUCAUUAGUACUUCUUUACUGCACAUAUGGGUUGGGGUGCAACUAGUCAAAUCUGAAUAUUUAAUAACUGUGAUGGGUCUGAAUAUAUUAAACUUCAGAAAAUUUAUAAAUGGCUCACACCCUGACCUGGCCCCUUCUAUAUCAAAUUAUAUGAUCUGGAGCUGAGAAGAGAAACGCUAAUCACUUAAGUGUCUCUUUCAGCUUUUCCAUCUAUGCAGAAGAUGGGCUGAACAUAAUACACCAGGCUUCCUCAACUUUGGCCCUCCAGAUGUUUUUGGCCUACAACUCCCAUGAUCACUAGCUAGCAGGACCCAGUGGUCAGGGGUGAUGGGAAUUGAUGAGGAAGCCUGAAAUACACCUUUCAAUUUUGUGUGUCUUGUCUUGAGAAAGCUAAGAAGAUGAAACAAAGUCACAUGAAAUUGCUGCCUGUAUUCAGAGUACAGUGGAUCCUAAAUAUGUUGGUGGGAAGAUGGAUAUCCAGUCAUGAUUCUUGGGUAUCUCCAAUAAUCUCUGCUCUGUCAGAUUCAUAUUUUUGUAUAUUUAGUAACUCUGUGUGUAUAUCAUUCUUUGACAAAACUGGCAGCGGGUUGUUCAUUUUCCAGGUAAUGUAGAACUGCAGUUCCUGAAGCCCACAGGUCACAAGAAUGAACAACCCGCUGCCUUUUUUGCCAGAUACUGAUAUACACAGAGAGUUACUUGAUGUAAGGACAAUCUCUUUAUCUCUGCCUAGAGAAUGUGGAUGGUGCUGAAGUUACACAUCUUGUUCUGGCCUUGUGUCUUUUAAAUUUCACAUCAUAAGGUGUUGCAUGAUUGAAAUAGUAAUCAAAGGAUAAUUGAUUACAAUGCAUUUUAACUUUCAGGGCCUGUGGGUGUAGGAUUGAAUGAACUUAAACGGAAAUUGUUGAUCAGUGAUACUCAGCAUUAUGGUGUAACCGUGCCACGUAAGUGACAAUCAGUUCUGUAUAAAGUUCAGUUUUACUUAAUCUGGCAUAAGGUGAACAUGUUUGAACAUAUAGGGUAUGCCUUUUAGGAGUGCUCACCUUGAAUAAGAAUGUAAAGGCUGUGCUUUUUUCUUGCUGUCGCUAAACACUUUAGAAAAUAACAGCUCUCAGUUAAAAUCUCUGUGAGAGAUGGGGUGGGUACUCUUCCAGCAUUGUGAAGCUUUGUCCAACCUGUAGAAGUUGUGCCACAAAUGGCACAGAGAGUAGGAAUUUGUGGCCCUACAGGACAGAAUUGGAGUGGCCCAGGGGCCUGUUACGCCAUAGUCAGGUUUGCACUCCCAUCUGCACCUUUAAUGCUGACUUGGUGCUUCCACAUCACUUCCCAACUUGCUAGAGUAGAGGCAAAACCAUUCCAAAGGAUGACUAGAACUGAUCCGUAUUUGAUAUCCUUGCUGUGUUAACAAAUUUGAGCAAGCCACCCAUUUGCUGAGUGUUGGUGCAGCUGACUGACAGGAAUGAGUACUUUAAUUAUUUUAGGGGUAAGGAAGGGAGCAUGUAGGCUUAAGGCUCAAAACAAGCCUUGUUGCAUCUGAGCAAGUCCUGAAUCUGCUCUAACUGUUGAGAAAAUCUAAAAUAAAGUUAUCUAUAGUGACAAAUGAAACACUGAAUUCAGUAGCGCAGGAAGUAAAUAAAGAACUAUUGAAGCAGGGAUUAAAGCACUUGUUUUCAAUAUAACUUGAAAUCUUAUUGAAACUCACAAAAUUUUAUGAAUGAAAUGUGUGUGGUACAGCACAUGUGUAAUACCAGUGCUUUAAUGUGACUGUUUUUAUUGGGUAUAUUGCUCAGAUGUUACAAAAAGAAUAAGCAGUAUUGGCACAAAGUCUUGCAAGCAUUCUAAUUUUUAGGAUAAUUUAUUUUCAGGAAUUGCAACAAAGAUAAUAUCAUAUCAACUUGAAGGAUGUCCAAAAACUGAAUUGAUUCUGUGCCAUGAGAUCAAUAAUGUUUCUUAGACACGCAUGCUUUCUCAUAUGUCCUUUUGAAUAUUGAAACUUUGGGAACACUUCUGUGUGUUAUGAAGGGAACAUGAAUGAGGAGAGAAUGCAUGGAACUUAAGCCAAUUCCUGAUCUUGGUUAGAGGAGGGAGGAGCUUUUGUGUUUAAUCCACCACCACCACUCACAUUGCAACAAUGUCUUGGUAAUUAACAUCAAGCUGAUAGCAUGAGACUCUUAAUCUCAGGAUCAGGGGUUUGAGUUCCACAUUGUGCAAAAGAUUCUUGCAUUGCUGGGGGUUGGACUAGAUGACCCCCGUGGUCCCUUCCAGCUCUACAAUUCUAUGAUUCUGUGAUCAAACAGAAAAGACUUCUGUUGGUUUUCUGGUUUUGUUUGUUCAUUUGUAAACUGUUUCUUAUUUCUUUCUCAAUAAAUCCAGACACAACAAGACCAAGAAGAAGCCAAGAAAGUGAUGGCGUUGAGUACAUCUUUAUUUCCAAGCACUUGUUUGAGACAGAUGUACAGAACAACAAGUAUGUGGGAAAGCAAGAACUUUUGUCAUAACAAUUGUUUUUUGUCAUUUUGUGGCUAGACAUCAAUUUAUAAAUGGAAGGUGCUUCCUCCUCUAAAUAUUCAGAUUGGAACAAACUUGAUCUGAAUGGGGGGGGGGCAGCAAUGUGUAUUCAGUUUCUCUUAAAUAUCUGCUUACUUCCCUACCUGUGAUCUGUUGGCUUGCCUGAACCACUUAUUUGCACAUUAACUGACAACUGCUGACCACUAGUGGAAAAAAUUAAUUACCACUAAUGGGAAUAAUACAAUUACAUAUACUGUUGCCCUCAACUGUGAUUAUAAUCCAUAUGAACACAGUAGCAGUUCUAGACAGCAGAUCUCCUGUUCUGCGUUUGAGACCACUUCUGAAAUGUCCAGGACAGAUGUCAGAAGUUUUAACUCUUUUUAUUAACUUCAAAAGUGGCUUCUGUAUACAGCACCAGCAAAGUCCUGCUCCUGUGCUGAGGGUAUAGGUGGGAGGAAGAGGGAAGGGCUUCAUUGACUCUCAAGUUUGCAAACUUGUUCAGUAUAAAGCUGAUGCAGUGUUACAUAAGAUAAUGUUACACUCCUCCCCCAAAAACAUUUUGUAGUCUUUUUAUAUAAGAAGUUACAUUGAACAAUUGGACUAGAUGACACUCAUAGUCCCUUCCAACUCUAUAAUUCUGUAAUUCUAUGAUUCUGUUUAUUCGUGUGAUAAAACAGGUCAGAUGUGGAAACAGCGUCCAAUAAUCUAUUGUUUAGAUUAUGCAUGUUUUUACUUCUUUAGUUUCAAAUGAAGAUGAUAAAAAAAACUUUAGCGGGCUAUUUGUUCUCUAGGUCUUUUGCUCUGUUUCUGAAAUAAAAGCAGGUUUACUGUGUGUGUGUGUGUGUGUGUGUGUGUGUGCAGUGGUACCUUGGUUUAUGAACUUAAUCUGUUCUGGAAGUCUGUUCUUAAACCAAAACGUUCUUAUACCAAGGUGUGCUUUCCCAUAGCAGCAGGGACUCAAUUUACAAAUGAAACACUCAACCGGAAGCAGAACAUGUUCUGCUUCCAAGGCAAAGUUCACAAACCAAAACACCUCCUUCUGGAUUUGCAGUGUUCUUACUCCAAGUUGUUCAUAAACUAAGCUGUUCUUAAACCAAGGUACCACUGUAUAUAUAUAAUCUCAAAGCAAAAAAAUCUGUAGUAGACUCUCACAUAGAAGUAAAAAGAACUGGAUUGUGUGAAUCAUCUCUGUAUAAUGCUACGUUUGGGGAGUCUUUAAAGGAAACAUUCAAUAAUGUUUUUCAAUUACAGGUUUAUUGAAUAUGGGGAAUAUAAAAACAAUUACUAUGGAACCAGCGUAGAUUCAGUUAGAUCUGUUCUGGCUAAAAAUAAAGUUUGUUUGUUGGAUGUACAACCUCAUGUAAGUAAACUACAACAUGUUGUUUUUCUGUUGGUAACCGAAUGCUGAUUUGCAUUGCUUUGUAGAAACAAAUAAGAUACUUUAGGUGGGUAAGAGUUGAAAUGUGAAAUCUUAUGUUCUACCGGCCACCUUGGGACUGACUGAACUGCUAGUAGAGGGGAAAAUGGACCUGGGUGCUAAAAGACUAGCUGCUUACCACUUUAGCUAUGAAAACAGAUUUAUUUUUGCUAAAUUAUUCCAACUUGAGAACUUUUACCUGCCUGUUCAGAACUGGACUCAUUCACAUACACUCCUAUAUAAUGGAACUAGAAUAUAUGAUACAUGACGGAUACUUCAGGAAAUACUAUGGAGGAUCUUUCUGAAUGAACGAUUGUAAAUUACUCUGCACAAUUAAAAUGCUAUAUAAAUUAUGCUUAAUAGCAGUAGCUCUGGGGGAUGAGGGAGAAAAAUAUAGAGAAGUGCCAGAAGGAAACUGGAGAGUGCCAGGUGACUUGCUUUACUCAAAGUAAAUAAAUUUUGAAACAAGCUGCUCAUAACUUAGCAUUUUCUUCUCUCCAGACAGUAAAGCAUUUAAGGACAUUAGAAUUUAAACCGUUUGUCAUCUUUAUAAAACCUCCUUCAAUUGAGCGUUUGCGAGAAACGAGAAAAAAUGCCAAGAUAAUUUCAAGCAAGGAUGAAAAAGGUGCUGCCAAGCCUUUUCAAGUAAGUAACUUCUGCGUUCCUGCAAAUAUGACAAGGUGCCAGGGGGGCUGUGUCUGUCAGUGAAGGUGACUACACACCCUUGUUCACAGUGCACAUAAUAUUUUUUUCAGCAUAACAUUUUUUUAAAGUAUUGGAAACAGAAUCAGAGAGGCCGGUCACUUCCAGAACCACCACCUCCCUCUCUCUUCUCCCUUCAUUUCAUGUUCUUAUUGCCUGUCCUUUAGGCAGUGUCACACCUAACAUGUUAGAGAUGGAGGCAGUUACCGUAUUUUUCCAUGUAUAAGACUAGGUUUUUUUAAACCCCCCCCAAAAAAGGUUUAAAAUUGGGGCUCAUCUUAUGCACGGUUAGUGCUGAGGGGUGUUUUCUUAAUUUGGAGUCGUUCCCCCCCCCCCCAAAUAGGGGUGUCUUAUACACAGGAAAAUACGGUAUGUCCCCUCUCCUCCAGCAUUCUUUUCAGCUGCCACUGCAAGAUGAGUGAGUCACAAGUCUGGCCAAUUAUAAUUGUAUCAGGUAUCUGUAGAUUUAGCUCUAGUUUGCUCCAGAUAUGCACCUAAACUAUAGGAAUAAGUAUCAGUGACAAGGAAAGUCAAAGACAUCAAUAAACGUAUUGAUGCACAGCCUCCGUGUCCGGCAAUAUCAUGUGAAUGCAAGCAAGAAUGUCUCUCAGGAUUGAAUCCUGUGGAGGUUGUUGGAAAGGAGUAUGUGUAACAGUGUGAAUGCCUAGCAAGGAUGCCAACUGUGGAUAUUGUCAAUUUGUUUCUGACAAAAUUGUUGUAAAUGUUGGUUUUUUAAAAUAAUACAUGAAUUUGGAAUAAUCAGGCUAGUGAGACUUCACAAGACUAUUAAAUACAUAAAUAGUUUCUUAAUUUGUAAAAGUAUAACACAGUCCUGGGGACUUGCUCUUCUUAGGAUUUUCUGUCUUAAUUUUAUGUAGUUACAUUCUAUGUUUCCAAAAACAUGAGCAAAAACCUACUGAAUGAGCCCUAGUAAGACCCAUGAAUCUGAAAGGAACGAUUCUUUUGGAUUUUUACCAAACUUUCAAAAAUACAGACUGUGUUCUAGUAAAUCCCUUGCUAAUAGCAGGCAGAGUCUUAGGUAAUGUAGUUGGUCAGUACAUCAUUAAUGUAAAUAACUUAAAAACAUUUUUCCAGUGCUUUUUCUAGCACAGAGACAUUUCUUUAAUUAUCAGUUAGUGACUAAUAAUGCUGAUAUGCGGAUAAAGAGGAAGGAUUUGUAAAUUGCUGGGCAAAAUAUUUUUUUUUUUUAAAUCAUAUUUAUUAAAGUUUCCAAGAAUAUAAAAACACAAAGAAAAAAGACAAAAGAAAAAAGAUAUUUAAAAACCUUACUUUCAUUCCCUACUUUCUGGGACUCCCCCCCUCCUCCCCCCAAUUGUAUUCCCCUUUCCUUAAUUUGGUUCUACAAGCUCUCACUCCCAAUUUAAAGCUUAAUUUGUUUAACCCACUAUCCAGAUUGAAUUGUACAAAUCUUACCACCGUCCCACAUCAUUAACAGAAAAAGAGAAAAGAUUUUCCCCAAGAUCCACCCCAGUUCCUUCCACAAAUUCCCUUUUUUUUUAAACACGUCCGAUCAAAGUAAAAUAACAUGCGUAAGUUAUGUAAAGAGAUAGAAAAUAAGAGAUAUAGAAAAAUUCAAAAAAUAGUUACACAGCCUUUGGAUUUCAAAUCUCCCCCCUUCCCCGGUUUGAAUUCCCCAUGUCCAUCAGUCUAUACGUUAUCAGCUUGGAAGUCUCAUUUCAAUCUUGCCGGUUUUCUUUUAGUUUAUUAAUUUAAAUAAUAUUUGACUUCAAAUGUCCAAUCUAACAAAGGCCUUUAAUUUCCUUGAUCUUUACCACUCCUCCCGUUGUUCUUUCCGUGUCGUAAUCAGUCCUUUAUUCUUCUUAUUCCUCACUUUCUCAGGUUUCUUGUCCUGUUCAGCUGCUAAAACUUUCUAAUUCAGAAAUCUAGUGUCUCUGCAGAGGUUUGUUAUUCAGGAACAAAAACUUACGUCCAGUCCCUUUCUUUCUUCAAUAAAAAUUCCAUUGUCUUCCUCUGUAGACAAAAUAUUCUUUCAGUUUUGCAGCUUUCCCAGAAGAUAACAAAUCCUGUGCGAAUCCCAGGGUAUUUUUCCACUUACGACCGUUCUUGUAGUAUCCCGAAACCCCUCUAGGGGGAUUGUAAUAACUGUAAUAUCCUCUAAUCCAAAAGUCAAAUUGUUGCUUAUUUUCCAACAGUUUAUAUCCAUAUUAUAGCAAAUUGUAACAAAAUUAACCAGCAAGGUCCUCGUAAAGUCCUCUUUAUAUUCUCCAGCUUUGACAGCCACUUUGACAGCUGUCAAAGUCUCCGUCUCUCUUCACCAAGCUCCACGGAUCGCCCCGGUUCCCAGGGGGGGGGGUUGCAUUUUUCUUCUCACCCUCCACUCUUCUCCUCCAGCACAUUUCUUAUAAUUUCCCAUCGUGAAAUUAAUGAUUUUUAUCAAAGACAUACUUCCCUUUGGACCUUGGUUACCCAGUCCUUGUUUUGGAAUGUUUACAAUAGGGGGAUUGACUUCCUUUUAAAUCGCCCCGCUCGUGCCAAAUCCAAAAUUUUGAACCCGGUUUCCCAAUUACUCACGGGUUGUUGUUAAUAGUCCAAAUUUUCAAUAGAAGAAGUCAGCGCUCUCCGCCGAAUGGCAUGCGGCUGCGCUCGGCAGGGAAAGCAGUGGACUCAAGCACCACGCCACUCCCGGCACCCGAUCCGAAGCCUUUAAAAAGGCUCCUUCACGAGUCGGGAGGGCGCUAAUGGUGCAAGCCGAGUCACCCAUGUCCACGGACUCCGUGCCCGUGGUUUUUAAGGGUCCCCGCGUCGCCGGCGCGGUAGGACCCAGCCCCUGCCGAGCAGACUCCCUCCGGAGCUCGGAGGGGGUCCGCCAUUCGGCGAUGGCGCCAACCCGGAAGUCUAUUGCUGGGCAAAAUAGAGUUUUUAAAACAAUAACAAAAUAGUUUGAAACGAAGACUUGUGUUAAUUUUGUAAUAAAGAACAUACAAUUUUUAUUCACUGUUUUAUGAACUAUUAGCUAAGCAUAGGCUUUGAUCCAAAAUGUAUGCUAGCAUGUCUACUUACGCAGGAGGGGCACAGAUCCACACACACACACACACACACACACACGGUGGCUGCUGAGGGUCAGGGGACUCUUCAGAAUAGUUUUGCGGGGGGAUUCAGGAAAUUGGCAGCUUCCCCCAGCACAAAUGGAAAUGCUUUCUACUCACACAGCAAGAUCCUUGGAACCAGGCCAUAAAACCUGAUUCCUUGUUAACUCCGAGUUCGGCAGAUUUGUAACUUGUUUUCCUUUUCCUUUUGAAUGACUACUUCUCUUUCUUUUAGGAGGAAGACUUUCAAGAAAUGCUUAAAUCAGCACAAAUUAUGGAAAGCCAAUACAGCCACCUUUUUGACAAAGUUAUAGUAAAUGAUGAUCUUACUACAGCUUACAAUGAGCUGAAAACAACCUUUGACAGACUGGAGCGAGACACCUUUUGGGUUCCAGUCAGUUGGGUGCAUUCAUAA
Podarcis lilfordi (Lilford's wall lizard) is the source of this 53692-nucleotide messenger RNA. NCBI's taxonomy places the organism in Eukaryota, Metazoa, Chordata, Lepidosauria, Squamata, Lacertidae. The record is from the annotation of a GenBank genome assembly.